CCGCGCGCGCCUGCGCAAACCCACCCCCGCCGCCCGUGCGCUUUGACAACCUUUGGAGCGGAGCUGGCCAGGCCCGCGCGGUUGUUCCGUGAGGGGGCAGGUGAGGAGGAGGAGGAGGAGGAGGAGGAGGGCGCCUUCCCAGGGCCUCCGCAUCCCCGGGGUGGGGGAGUGGGGCUCGGGGGGCCUGGCGCGGCUCCGGGUGGGUUGGAGUGGGAUGGCGGCCGAGCUCGGAGGCGCUGAGGGAAGGCCCUCGUCGCCACAGCGUCUGAGGCGCGGGGCGGUUGGGAAGAAAUUGGGCCCACGGCUAGGGGUGGGGGGACGGGACGCGGUUGGAAGAGUCCCUAAACCGGCCCCCUCCACCGCUGCUCAUCUCCCCAUCUCCUUUCUCUCUCUCUUUUUUAAAAUGAUAUUUAUUAAAGUUUCAAAAAAAGGUUACAUAGAUAAGAAAAAGAAAAAUAGAGAAAAGAAAAAUACAAAAUACAAAAAAAAACCCCAAUUAAAAACAAUUCCAUCUUUUCAUCACUUAUCUUUCAUUUACUUGUUUCCCGGACCUCCUCAUGCCUCCCUUUUUUGUAUUCCAGUUCAAUUUAUUAGUUCAGCAUUUCCUUUCCCUCCUCCCCAUCUCCUUUCUCUUCCCCUCCUCUACCUCUAUCCCUCCCUUCUCCUCUUCCCCCACCCUUCUCCUUAACCCCACUUGUCCUCUCCCCUCCCACUCGCCCUAAUAAUAUUGAUGUUAAUAAUAAUGAAUGAAUGAAUUUAUUAAUACGGUCACAGACCAGCGUCAACACACACAAUAUCACAGAUCAUAAAAAAAAUAUCAGAAAUACAGAGGACAAUAUGAGUAUAACAAGGAUUUAAAUAUAAAAAAUUAAAAUUAAUUAUUAGCGUGCCCCCUGUAAUUAACAUUUGGGGGUUUGGUCAUUAUGGGAUACCACUUGCUUCAAUGUUAAUAAUAAUAAUUUUAUUGUUUACACCCCAGCCACUCUGGUCUGCUCGCCACCAGUGCCAGAUUUACAUACAGUGGUACCUCUAGAUACAACCGGGAUCCAUUCCGGAGCCCUGUUCGCAUCUAGAAGCAAAUGUAACUAGUGAUGGCACGUCUGCGCAUGCGCGCGUUGCUCUUCGCCGCUUCUGCACAUGUGCGUGACGUCAUUUUGAGCGUCUGUGCAUGCGCAAGCGACGAAACCCGGAAGGAAUGUGCUCCGUUACUUCCAGGUUGCCGUGGAGCGCAACUCGGAACGCGCUCAACUUGAAGCGUAUUCAACCCAAGGUAUGACUGUAUAAGCUAAACAAGCUAUAAGGGACGCGGGUGGUGCUGUGGGUUAAACCACAGAGCCUAGGACUUGCCGAUCGGAAGGUCGGCUGUUCGAAUCCCCACGACGGGGUGAGCUCCCGUUUCUCAGUCCCUGCUCCUGCCAACCUAGCAGUUCGAAAGCACGUCAAAGUGCAAGUAGAUAAAUAGGUACCACUCUGGCGGGAAGGUAAACAGCGUUUCCGUGCACUGCUCUGGUUCACCAAAAGCGGCUUAGUCAUGCUGGCCACAUGACCCGGAAGCUGUACGCCGGCUCCCUCGGCCAAUAAAGCGAGAUGAGCGCCGCAACCCCAGAGUCGGUCACGACUGGACCUAAUGGUCAUAGAAUCAUAGAAUCAUAGAGUUGGAAGAGACCACAAGGGCCAUCGAGUUCAACCCCCUGCCAAGCAGGAAACACCAUUAGAGCACUCCUGACAUACGGUUGUCAAGCCUCUGCUUAAAGACCUCCAAAGAAGGAGUCUCCACCACACUCCUUGGCAGCAAAUUCCACUGUCGAACAGCUCUUACUGUGGUCAGGGGUCCCUUUACCUUUACUUAAAACAAGCUAUACCUUAGGGCCCCACUCUCUUGGGGAGGCCCAAAAAAUUUAAAGGGAAAAAAACCUGGAUGUACAUUUCCAAAAUAUAAGAUAAAAAAUAAAUAAAAUAAAACCUACAUACAGCAACAGUGGCAAAUGGCUUUAGAUACCUAUGGGGUCCAUCAGUUAUCAUAUAGCAUAUAUUCAACACAAAAAACAGUGACAGUUUGUUGUUGACAAAGGACAGCUGGACAUAUAAAGGCCCACCAUUACCUUCAGUGGCUUAGGGCCGCAUCAAACCUAAAACUGGCCCUGCUCACAGCAUAUAUCAGAACACACUAAAGCAUUAUAAACAACAACACAACUUCCUGAUACAGGGCUUCCCUUCUGCACUUCCUCCUCCCCCAUCCCUCUCCUCUCCCACUUCAUGCCUCUUCUCACCUAAGGCUGGGUGAUGUCGGCUUUUCAACAGCAGCCCAACAUCACAUACAUGGCAAUGUUGGAAAGCAGAGGGAGGGACAAGCUCUGUCAGGCCUGGCCCUGUGUUGAUGCAGCUUGUUCCUCCAGGCGCUGGCAGAGGAUGGAGUCAUGCGCAUGCAAGCAGCACCUGGCCCUCAAACCAGUCCUGGGUGAUGUGUCGAUACAUAGCCCAGGCCUGCUGUCACCCCUCCUAUCCCCUUCUUCGUCCUCUCCUCCUCCCUCUCCCCACUCCUCUCCCUGUUCCCCCACCCAGGGCUUUGCAGGAGGGCACCCCUUAGCCAAGGGGCAGAUCAGCAGGGUUGGAAAAUCAUACAGUUGGAAGCAAUCUUGAGAGUCAUCAGGAUCCUCAGCUGAAGCAUUCAUGACAGAUGGCCACCCAACCUCGGCCUGUAUUCACUUCUUCCCACUGUUCCCCAUGGGACUGCAAAUUCAGGGUUUAAAUUUGGGGGGGGGGGGGGAGUUUUCAUUUGCAGGAGUUUUUUUAAAUUGCUGCUGCUGCACCAAAAGUUAUUUUUGUGUUUGCUAUAUAGAAUUGCCCACAGCUCUUGUGUUAAAUACAGAGGGCUGUAUAACUGCCAAGGCAGGUGUUGGUAGUUUUAUUGUGCCAAGGGAAUUGUUAUUAUAUAUUUGUUUUAUACCCCACCUUUUUACUGCAAUAGAGACUCAAAGAUAAAAAUAAGAACAGCUGAAGAAAGCAUGGGAGAAGAAAUCAUUUGAAAAGGAUUAAUCAUUCACAGAACUAAAACUAUAUGUAUAUAUUAAAAGUCUGUUGAAAUCUUAUCAUCUGCCAUCCUCUUGGUGAACCUGCAUGAGAGGUUUUCCCUGGGAACCAAGGCUUGGGAAUGGGUGAUUUAUCCAAUGAGAUUCACUGUGAGGGAUUUGGAUGUCAGGCUCUACAAUACUACAACGGCUCUUGGUGAGAUUUGGGGGCUGAAAUUAAAUACUUGAAGGUGCUUAAGAAAGGUGUAUUGUCUAGCCCCUUGACUUAACCCAUCCACUCCAAGAAAAUGGGACCAAUUUGAGAUCCUGCUUGAAUGUGAACUUUUAUUGGUUGUCUGCUUCUAGUCAAAAAGAUUCAGAACUUAAAACUGUAAUUCUUUUAUGAGCAGAAGAUGCCUGCCGAAAAACAUCAGCCGGAAGGAGGGAAUCAUGUUUCUAUUGGGAGUGAUUCAGGUAAUACAGGACUAAUGGAAGCUGAACAAAGAGGUGCUUUGCCUCCUAGUGAAGGUCACAUGGGAGACCAUCUGGAAGCUCUUGCCUUGGAAAGCAAGCUACCUGCAGUAGCAGGCACGUCUUCUGGAGCACUGAGAAAGGGACCGCUGCUGCUCAUCGACAGGCAGCAAAUCCAGUCUGUGGCACGUGGUGCUCAGGCAGAUGAACUCAGAGACCUGGAAGUUGAUGUGUAUGACCAGGAUGUAUUGGAACAAGGAGUUCUUCAGCAGGUAGACAAUGCAAUAAAUGAAGCAAACAAGGCGGUGCAAAUUGCUGAUGCAGAAAAAGAAUACCAGUCUGUACAGGAUGACUUGAGGUAAGUUGAGUUACUUCUUUUUACUUCAAGGUGAAGGGUAUACGCAUCAUGGGGAGUAGAAAUUGUGAACUGUGUCUUGCAUGCACAGACUGAAGUCUUCUCCCUCUCUUUGUGCUGUGCCCCCACACCCCUUAAAUCUGCUCUGGAGGGUUGGAAGAAAGUCCUGUUGCACGAAUGGACCUUGUUCCCUGUGUGCAUAGCCCACAUUGAAUUCCACCCUAUUGAUGGCACAUUUGUAGAAGCCUUAGGACACAUUUCAUCAAGUAAACUAAAAGCCCUGUCCUAGUUAUCUGCCAACAUACUACAAAAUAUAUUUCAGUCCACUAAAUGUCAACAGGUUUAUUUACACAAGUACUCAGAACCCAACCAUUCUGGUUAGCUAGCUCAGAGAAAUAUUUGGGUGAAAUAUUUGGGUGAUCAUUUAUGCUAGGUAAGCCAGUGGAGCUUCUCCAGGCUGGUUAUGAAAUAGCUUGUACACCAGAGCUGGCAGAAGAAAAUCUGAACAGUGCCCCUUUAGUGGAUUUACAAAGCAUUGCCAAAACAUCACAGUUUCACAGAAAGGAAGAAAUGUUUUGCUUUCUUAGUUGCUUGCAUGAUUACCAGCCGGCUGCUAAAAUUUUAGAUUGCAAUUGUGUUGCAUUGAAGUCAGUGCAUACUUUGUCAUGAAUUUUGGUAGGCUCAAGAUUGCAUUUGUAGCUGCUUUCUCUUGUAUGAGAAGGAUUUGAGCCUUGGGAUAUGGAAGGUUGGCAGUUCUGUUUCACCUUAAUUAUUACUCUUCCUUCUUCAUGCUAAUGCCCUAAAGCAGGAGUGGGGAAUCUUUUUCAGGUGAAGUGCCAGAUUUUUACUCCCCGCCCAACUCCUCAAGCGGUUUUGAUAGGUGGGUAGGACGGCCUACCUGUCAGUCACCUUGUUAAGUUGUGGGCGAACAUAUCAGACGACACAGCGAUUCUUCCAAAGCAGCUCGUUAUUUGUAAGCUGCAACAGAACUGAACUGAGGAGCUCAGUCAGCCUGCUUAUAUAGCGCUCCAGAACAAUGUAACUGUUGCCAUUUUCUAAAACUAUCCAAUCACUGAACGUCACUUUUGAUCCUUCAUUUGCAUAACUAUCUACAGUAUCCCCCUGCCGGCCCAGGGUGAGAACUUCAGUACAUAACACACCUGAUGUCAGGUGAAGUGCUCUCCAUUACAUGUGCAGUUUGAAAUCAAGCCACAUGGACAAAUGCAGGGAUUUGCAGGCACCACUGAUCAGUGUUCAAUUUUCUCUAAAAUACUGAAUGUAAAGCAAGAAUUGAAAUAAAUCUAAAUAAUUUCUAGUGAGAUUUCAUUGACCAAGCGUCUCCUCCUCCUCCUCCUGCUUACACAGUAAAAAUGUUUUAGGGACCAUUGUUAUAUGAUGGUCAUAUCUUCAAAGUUGCAGGUUUUGUGAGCGUCUAUUUUUCAGCUACUAUUUACAGAAACAAUAUUGGGUUUUCAGUUUUAAACAUUCCCGAAUGUUUGCGUUGAAUAUGCUUUUAUCUGUAUUCAGUUUUUGAAGCUACUCAGUGGUGUUCAAUAGAUGUUGAUUAGGUUUGUGUUUUCAGGUCAUGUACAACAUCCUUGAAACAAAUCGCUACAAUUAUUGAGCAAUUUACUCCACAAGCUGCCACUAAUAAAGAUAUUAGUAGAAAACUAGAUUCUGUGAAGCGGCAAAAAUACAACAAGGUAACUGGAAGUUCCUAAUUGUAAGUGUGUUAAAUCACCUUUAAAUCUUUUUUUAAGUUAGUAUCUUAAAGAACUCUGUACAAGUCUCACUGAAGCUAAUUUGCUGGUUCUGGCUUCAUGAGUCAGAUUAUUUUAUUUUUCAACUUCAUGUUGUGUCCGCUUCAGGUUACGUGUUUUCGUGUUGCGUUCUGUGGCAACCUGGAAGUAACCCCUUUCUGGUACUUCCAGGUUGCCGCAGGAAAGGGUUACUUCCGGGUUUCGCCGCUCGUGCAUGCGCAAGAAGCACUAAAUUGCGCCGCACGCAGAUGCGGCACUUCGGCUUGCGUCAGUUCUGUGUUAUGGACGGGCCUAUGGAAUGGAUUCCAUCCGUAACAUGAGGUUCCACUGUAACUGCUGUAGGUGUAGGUUGCAGUUCCCUUAAGCUGUUUUGUACUUUAAACUUGUUAUCAGUGGUGAAGGGGAAGACUCUUCCUGUCACUCCUCCUGUCAGAUUAUUUCUAUUUCCUUCAGAUUCAACAAAUAGAUUUAUUUGCCCCUAAGUCCAAGGACUUCCAAUUGUGGAAUGAUGGAACAGUGCCUUCCCCCAUCCUAUCCCCCCAGCACCCACCAAAAUUGGCUCAGAACUGGGGUCGGGGAAGCCCCAAGAACAGUAGGGGACUGGGGGAUUGUUCCAUCUGGCAAGUGGCAGUGCUUGCACAGAUGGAAUGUUCCUCAUAGUAUGACAUUGAAUUCUACCCAUUGUAUCAGUGCUGGAACAUCUGUGCAGGCUCUGUGUUGCCUUCUGGGCUUGGUUCAAGUUGAAGUUGCGAACCACAAAUCCUUCAUGGGUUUGUAGAAAGAGGGGCAUUCUCUUGGCUGUCUUCUGUCAUGGAAUACUGUUUUCCUAGACGAGUCCUUCCAUACUUGGUGCGCUCCAGAAGUUUGGGAUUACAGUUCCCAUCAGCACCAGCCAUGUUGCCUGGUGCGGAUGCAAGUUUUAGUCCAGAACAUCUGGCGGGCGUCAGGUUGGACAAAGCUGCACUAAACACAUAAUACAGUGGUACCUUGGGUUAAGAACUUAAUUCGUUCCAGACGUCUGUUCUUAACCUGAAACUGUUCUUAACCUGAAGCACCACUUUAGCUAAUGGGGCCUCCCACUGCCGCAGCGCUGCUGCUGCUGCACGAUUUCUGUUCUCAUCCUGAAACAAAGUUCUUAACCCAAGGUACUAUUUCUGGGUUAGCGGAGUCUGUAACCUGAAGCAUCUGUAACAUGAAGCGUAUGUAACCCAAGGUACCACUGUAUCUUAUUUGAGCAGGUUCUAAAAGUUUGGUUUUUUAAACUUGGCUUUAAGUAAAAUUUGGAUUAUUUUAGGGUUCUAUGUGUUUGUAGUUAUCACAAUUGUUUUAUUUGUAAAAACAUGCAAACAUGUUUUUAUAUUUCUUUUUACAGUUAUACAUAUCAAAUGCAAAUUGUUCACCUGAGAAGUAGAUGUUGUUGUUUUCCUUCCCCCUUGGGAAUUGAACGAGAACUUAAGUGAGCUUUACAAAUUAUGUUUCUGAAGCAAGUACUGUUCACAUUCUGUCUUGCUAUUUGUUGUCAUCGUUGAGAAUAUAGGGUUGAAUCCUACUAAGUCAUACUCCAUUGAACUCAGUGGACAUGACCAGUUUAAGCCCAUUAAUUUGAAUAGGUCUUCUCACAGCAUGAAUAACUGGAUAUAACCCAGAUAAUUUGCUAGUCUGUUUUAACUCUAUUCUCUCAUGAUUUCAGGAGCAGCAGUUGAAAAAAAUCAAAGCAAAGCAAAGACGCCUUCAAAUAAUUCUUGGAGAAGACGUUUCUGGUGAAAUAGAUGGUGUGGACUUUGAGGAAGAUGUCGGUAAGGAAAAUGAUAAUUUAUUUGGGUCAUCUUGGUAUAAUACCUUUAUUUGAAAUCAACUUUUAAUAUUAUGCUUUGAAAAAAUACACCAAGUUUAUUAGUGAAGUUUAUUAACUUCAAUGAGUUGUUUUUUUAGAGAGAUUUAGCACUGUUUUAAUUUUCUGCACCUGCAGAAUUGCUCAUCUGAGCACUCGUGUGGGAAUCUUCAUGGAUGAAAAUAAAUCUUGGUUCAGUUCAGAAGGGAUGAUUGUUCUUUAGAAUCACUAGAGCUUUGCUCUUAAUAAAUUGAAACUGUUAAUCAAAUUAGCUGAGCUGCAAAAAAAAAAAAAAAAAAGUUUUAAGUUGACAAACACCAUGAUAGCAUUUCACUGAAAGAUGUAAUUCAAUCAAUCAACAUUCACAAUUUUUAAUAUGUGGAAAGAAAAUUAUAUGCAGUAAACACAAGCACAACAGUAUGUUUUGCAUUGUUGUUUAGAGCUGUCACUUUCUGUUCCUCACAGCUCCAGCUGCGGUCUACCACCUUUUAAGUAUCAACGAGCAUGCAUUGAACAGGCUAUUAAAUUAGAGAACUGAAGUUUUGCAAAGAUAUUGGAAGUUUUGCCCUUAUGUCUUGUCAGUCCUUUCCAUUUUCUCUUUCUGCUCUGUUGAAAGCAUUCUACCGAGGUUUCUCAUGCUCCUUUUAUUUUUAUUCAUUUUUUAAUAGGAUGUAUGCCACCCUUCUCAUUCAUAUGCAUCACUCAUACUGAUUUACAGCAAUAAAAAUGUUACAAUCUCAUUAUACAAAAACAAUAAAAAACACAUAUUAAAAAGAGUUGAGUUCAGCAGAUAAAAACACCACAGAAAAGACAAUCUGCACAGCAAGACAAGUUUGUCAGAACAGAAAAGUCUUCACCAAACAGGAGAAGAUGGAAUAGGAAAGGCCAAAUGUACCUCAUCAGGUGGUCUCAGUGCAGCCACCAAAAUGGCCUUGUCUCUCCUAAUCAUGUGCCCAUCACAGUUGGAACCCACUGAAGGGCCUCUCUACUGGAUCUUAGGGGGUGGGCAGGCUGAUACAGGAGGAGACAGUCCUCAAAAUAACCUGAACCCAAGCCAUUUAGGGCUUUAAAGCUACAUCAACACCUUUAAUUGUGCUCUGAAACAAAUUGGCAACUAGUACAGUUGUUGCAGAGUAGGGGUCACAUGGUCCUGAGGGCAAGCACCUAUUGACAUCCUAGCUACUGCAUUCUGUACUAAUGGAAACCUCUCUAGGACCCUUGAAAGUAAGUCCAGUGUAGACUACAUUGUUGGCAUCUGUCUGUCUCCAGAGACAAUGGAAUGUACCUCCGGAAGUGAAGUCAAAUGGCUGCAUUAGCAGCACUGAAGUGACCUCCCUGAACAGUGUGUAUGGAGGUCCUGAGCUACGCAGAGAUUGAUCCCCCAUUCAGCUUCGCUGAUGCAGUUCAAAGAAAAUCAGAGAAAUAUGUUUGGCACCAGCUUAGCUGCAGGAGUUGCUGGAGGCAUACAAGGCGCCAUCUAACCGCCUUAGGGUCUCCACUUCGGAUUUGUGUAGGGUUUACUCUUUUCUUCUCCCAAAGAUAUCCCGCAAAGCAGUGGAGGCUUAGGAUGAGAGAUUUCCUUCUCCUAGAUGGGCUGCCUUUCCAGGUUGACUUCCCUCUGGGCUACAUUACCGUAAUCCAGUUUAGAAGUAACUAAGAUGUGUGCUAUCAUGGCCAGGUUCGAUUCAGGAACAUGUGCAUCUUGUACACCAGCAUAAGUUGGGCAAAAGUGCUCCUAGCCUCAGCCAGGGCAUACAAAUCCAAAGUCAAAUCCAGGCACACCCCCAGACUGUAAGCCUGUUUCUUCAAGGGGCAUACUAGCACAUUCAAAACUUGUUGAAUCCUUCUAACAGAGUCCAUUUCUCUCCUGGCCAGGAGCACUUCUGCCUUUUCUGGAUUAAGCUUCAAUUAAUUGACCCUCAUCCAGCCCAUUAUUCCCCCAGAAUUUAGGGUAUCAGCAGCUUUCUUGGUAUUAGACAAAAAAUAGAAAUAUUUCUGCUUGUUAACUGCAUAUUGAUGGCUGUGCACCCAAAUCUGUGGAUGGUCUCCCUCAGUGGGAGGGAGCUGACCCCAACUUCAGGAACUGAUCCCAAAGAAAUUUUUUUGGUCUUCUGUUUCUUCUAUGCCAGGGGUCAGCAAACUUUUUCAGCAGGGGGCUGGUCCACUGUCCCUGAGACCUUGGGGGGGGGGGGGCGGACUAUAUUUUGAAAGGGAAAAAAAGAACGAAAUAACCCAGAGAUGCAUUUUAAAUAAAAGGACACAUUCUACUCAUGUAAAAACACGCUGAUUCCCGGGCUGUCUGUGGGCCGGAUUUAGAAGGCGAUAGGGCCGGAUCUGGCCCCCGGGCCUUAGUUUGCCUACCCAUGUUCUAUGCUGUAUUAUCUCACCAUGUUCUCCAAAUAGGUUAUUUGGCUUCUGGUAACACUUUUACAAUGAUGACCCCUAGAUGUCUGUCUUCUCCCACUUUCAGUCCUAUAGCUUCUUUCAUUUAAGCAUCUGUAAGAGCCGCCUGUCUGUCUGCGCCUAUUGCUAUUUUUUCUCCAUUCUCUUUCUUUCUCUCCCCCCUUUUGUCAAGUCUCCAUGUUGGUUUCUGGCCAUUUUGUGCAUUGACAUUCUUUACAUUUAUAGUUUUCCCACCUCUCUGCCCUGUGUUCCUCCUAUAAAGCACAAGGAUAUAACAGAUCUGUUCAUUUGAACUCUCAGGAUAAUAGCUUUAUCCUGAAGAUUGUUUCACACUGAGAUAAAUGGGUGCGCUUGUCUUUUUCACAUACAGUGGUACCUUGGGUUAAGAACUUAAUUCGUUCCAGACGUCUGUUCUUAACCUGAAACUGUUCUUAACCUGAGGUACCACUUUAGCUAAUGGGGCCUCCCGCUGCUGCCGCCGCACGAUUUCUGUUCUCAUCCUGAAGCAAAGUUCUUAACCUGAGAUACUAUUUCUGGGUUAGCAGAGUCUGUAACUGAAGCGUCUGUAACCUGAGGUACCACUGUAUAUGUUUCUGUUGGAGGGGAAGAAGUCAUGUAUAGAUCUUUUUAAUCUUUGGGGAGUUUUGUGUUUUGUAGAACCUGGUCCCUCAUCCCUUGGGAGCAUGCUUAUGCCAGCCCAGGAAACUGAAUGGGAGAACCUCAUCCGAACUGGUCAGAUGACUCCAUUUGGAACAAAGAUACUCCAGAGCCAAGAGAAGAAGCCCCGUCGGAUAAUGUUAGAUGAAGGAGCUGGUUUUGAAAAAUACUUGGCAGAUCAAGCAAAACUCUCAUUUGAAAGGAAGAGGCCUUCAGUUCGUAAGGGGACCAAGAAGAAAGCUCCUUUGCAGAAGAAUCUGAUCAAAACUCCAGUAUGUCCCAUAAAGGGCAAAGGAACCGAGAGUAAAAGCCGGCCCAAAACGGACAGCCGUUUGAAGAAGCACAUGAGAAAGCUUCAGAACCACGUUCUUAAGAUUCAGGCCAAGGCCAGACUUCCUAAGGGCAGUGAGAUACAGGGAGAGGAGCAACAGGAGGACAGUGAGGAGUCGGAAUACAGGCCUGAUGAAGAAGAGCUUGGCAGUCUGGAUGGGGAAGAUGAAUUUUUUCGAGAAGAUGAUGGCGAUGAUUACGAAGUGAAACCUCUGCCAAGGAGAAAGAGAUUUUCAUUAACACACGAAUUUCAAGAAGAUGUUGGGGAUGAUGACUUUUUCCCAAGCUCUGAUGAAGAGGAGGAUGAUGAUAUUGCUGGGAAAAGGAGAAUUAAAAAAUGUAGAGAUGACGGCAAUGAAGAUUACUAUAAACAAAGGUUAAGGUUAGUAAAAAACAACAACACCCACCCAAAUAUUUCUAGUGGCAAUUCCAGUUGUUUUUUUUAAUACAUACAAAAACUAGACUGUUGUAUGCCUCCUACAUUUUAGAACAGCUGGGUAACAGAACAGAAGAUCCUUAAUAUCAGAAUAUGUUGUGGUUUCAUUUUUUUCUUGGAGAGCUCUUUUUAUCCCAAUGAAAUAAUUAGAUGUAUAUGCCCAGUCAGUGCAAAAAAGCAUGGAUAUUGUAAUGUAUGAAUGACUAACAGGGUACUCUAUAAGUAAACAUAUAUCAUUAAAUAUGGUGGUGCAAAGUACAGUACCCAGUGGGCAGAAUUUCAUCUUCAAACAGGGUAAAGGCUGUUCUGUUUAGGGGCCUUCCUUUGACUGCUUCUCUCUAUUUUGCUGCUUCUCUCUAUUCCUUUGAUUGAUUGAUUGAUUGAUUGAUUGCUUCAAAAAGUCUUAGCAUAAGUGCUUGUAGUGAUUUGCAGCCAGUGUUAGUUGUGCAGCUCCACUAUUAGGUGAUUGUGAUGCCAUACCACUCAGUAGUGGCAUGAAGUCUGUUGUGCUGGAUAAGUUGAGCUUACUCAAAGGAUUUGUCUUUUAGAAAAAUGAAAGUGAAUGCACUUGUUUUUUUAAAUCAAAAGACUUAAUUUAAAAUAAACCACAUGUUGUUGUUGUUUUGAAAACUAAUCUACCUCGUCACGGAAUAAUUUUUAUUCCAAAAUUGGCCCAUUGUUGGGCUGGUAGAAAGCAGAAUUGUGAGACCUCUGAAACUAUUUAAAAGAAAAACCAUAUUCUCCUAAUCUAGGCCCCCGAGGAGAACAACCCAACUGAUUCCUUUUGGCUGGAGAAAUAAUAGCCUUUCUGAGAGAUGGACUAAAGAAUUAAUAAAUGUAUUAAUCUGUAAAAUAUUUGCCAUUUUAUUGAAUGAAGCUCAACUUUUUUCCAUUGACUUAGCUCAAUAUUAAAUCAUUUUUAAUUCAGAGUUUUCAUCAAGAGUAAUUUAUUUUGAUUGAAAGUUUUAAUAUGAUUCACAAUUUAAAUCCAUCCAGACAAGUUUUUUAAUAACGUUAAGAUCGUAACAAUUUAUCCCUGCUAAAGUCAUACAUUUCCUGCAGUUGCUUAAGUUACAAUAAAAGCCUAAAUGAAUUUUAGAAAUAUCAAUAAUUGUAAUUGCCACCAAAACAUCAUAGCUCCUAAAAUUUCAUAGCUCUAGUUAUUGUAGCUGUUAAACUGCAGCUGCCCACAUUGACGUUCUUGUACUUGCAUUCCCCAGGUGAUCUGUACCGUGGGAAAUGCUGCUAGGAGAUAAUGUGGAGUGAAUUUGCUAAAGGAACAGCAUUUGCUUACACUUGCAUCUUAUUCCUUGUCAGUUAUAGUUGUUUAUAAAAACAACUGGAUGAGUGUCUGGCAAGUUUCACCCCCAAAUGAUGGAUGCAGUCCUCCUGGAUUGCUCGAUGGAGCAUUUUGCUGUGUGGGGAGUCCCACGUACUUCAAGAGGCAGAAAAUGAGUUUUCUUUCCACAGUGAAGCUUUCAAGAUUGUAUCUGGGAGAUGGUCCUGCAUCAAGGUGAAAAUAUUACGCUUGUAAAGCUUGACAGUGAGCCAGCUGUGAUUCUCCUCUGAACAUCUGAAGCACAAGGCCAAUUAAAAGUUUGUGAUUCCAGGGGGAGAACGUGCAAACAGGGGGACUCUGUAGUAGUUCUGCCUUGUCAUUUUUCUGUGGCAGAUCGUUCCGAGGGAGAGGGAGCCCUCAUUUUAGGAAGAAAGGUAUGAGAGCAAGGGAGGCAGUUUACUUCUCUUAGUAUGCCCAAGUGUGGAUGGGAAAUUGGAGGCUGCAUAUUAUUAUUAUUUUUUUUAAUUAAUAUUUAUUAAGUUUUCAAAGAAUAACAACAAAAAUUUCCAAAAAAAUUGAAAAUACAAAAAGCAAAAACGAUAAAGAAAUAAAAAAGAAAAAAACCAACCAUAAAGAAAAAAAGAAAAAAGAAAAACAAAAGUAUAAAAUCAUUUACGAUCUCUAUUAACUUCCUUUCUAGACUUCCUCCUCCUCCCCUCUCUUGUUUCUUAAUUUUUAAUUUUUACAGCAAAUCCUUUCUGUUUUUUCAUAACAUUCUAUCAUUACAUUUCCUUAUUCUAUUUUCCCUCUUGUCAUAUAAAAACUUUAAAACUCAAAGCUUAUAUUCAGUAUUUACCAAAUUCUUACAUCAUUACCUUUUUGCAAAUCAUUUACCAAUCCUUACUUAAGCCAUAUAGUUUCAUUCAACAUCUUUCAAACAUUUAUGAACGUUCCCAAUAUUGAAAAAUAGAAAAAUAAAAUAAGAUAAUAAGUCAGACACAAUCCAGUCAACUUCCAGCGCCCCCUCCCUGGACCCGGGAUUGUCAGUCCUUUUAACCUCAAUAGUCCGGCUCCUUAACCUGGUUGUCUCGUGUCCGAGGCCCUCAAAUCUCUUUCUUGCCCCUUUCGCAGCUCUUCUUGAUGUUUCCCUUUCAGUCGUGGGUACUCCAGCAGAAAGAUACUUUUGACCCUUUGCAACAAGUCCAUCCCAUGCCCAUUGUCCAAGCCAGACAGCAGAUAAUACCACUUCAAGUUUCCUUGAAACUUGGAGGCUCCGACUACUCCAAUCCUCUGAUGGCCCAUCACCAGACUCGGAAAGUCCAGAUAACCAUAUAAAGGGGGGUCAAUCCACCCCCCAUUUCCAAAUCUAACCACAUUUCAUCUUUCCGAAUCUGAUUUAUCCCAAGUUCAUUUAUCAAGUUCAAAGGCUGAUCCUGCCGGUCCAAAGGUCCCUCCAUCUCUGAAGCCUCCAUCACUACAGCAGGUUCAUAUACUUGUAGAUAUUUUAACUGAGUUCCAUUUACUUGCUGCUGUGCUCUGGUAACUUCCGUCAUCAAGGUCGUCUCCUGACGCAUCUGGUCCAGCUGGGCACUUAGUUUUGAAAAACCUUCCAGGAACAUUUGUUCAAGCCUUUGUACAAGCAUUGUCCUUCAGGGUCAAAGAAAAUUCUUUCCCACGAUUAUAGUCCUUCACUUUUAAGCUCUCUGCGUUGCAGUUUCACUAAAUCCCACUAGAGGGAAAACCUUUUUUUUUCCUUUUUUUUUUAUAACGGAGAAAAUCAUCAGCAACAGUCUUUCUUUUCCAGAUACACUUUAUCCAAAGUUCCCCCUUCAAAAUUCAAGAGGCAACAGUAGAGUCACAAUGUUACCUUUCUUUUAACUAUCUGUCGAGCUGGACAAGCUUCAAGACGUCAGUUCUGACAGCCCGCUCCUGGUUCAGGGCGGUGGAAAAUUACUUUGUUUUAAACUCACUUCCGCAGGGUUAUAAAGUCCAAAACAACCCCCUUCUUCUCCUGCAGUCAAAGGGGGGGUUCAGAAAUCUUAGGUGUUGAAUUCUAGUUCUCUCAGAAUUUAAUUUUCAAGCUUUAGUAUAUUUUGUCUUUGCUUUCUUCACGUAACAAAAGAACGGAAGGUUGACUUCCUGCUUAGACCUUCUCAUUCCAAGUCCCAAUUAAAUUCAAUUUCAAGUCCAAUUUAUUUAUUUAUUCACCAGUCUUAAAAGUAAUUCAGCUCUUCCAAGAUCAGGUACUCACGGAUAGAUGUUUUAGAUGCCAAAUUGUCCCAGGAAAAAGGCAGCGCUCUCCGGAAACGGCAGUGCGGCUUUGCUGCACGAAAGAAGCAGUCGACUCACAGCACCACGCACCUCCCACUCCGGAGCCCGUUACCGGGCUCCUGUACCAGGGGAGAGAGCGCUCACGGUGCCCGCUGAGUCCCACGUCCACAGGCUUCAUCCGCCUGUGGGUUUUAAGGGUCCCCGCUGCGCCGUAGCGGUAGGACCCAAGCUUCCGUGCAGCGGGUUCCCUUCAACUUGAAGGGAAUUCCGCCAUUUUCCGGAGGCGCCACCCCGGAGGCUGCAUAUUAGAUUGGUUUGAAUGCCGUUGCCUUAAGUACUGCAGUUUUUUAAAAAAAAAAUUCUAAUAUUCAUAACCCACUUUAUUGUGCGCAAGAAUUUCCAAAAUGCCUGCCAGUAAAACCAUUGAAAAUUCCAAUAUAAUGAAAUGGACGUCGUAAGAACAAGGUCAUAAUAGCAGUAGAUUGGGCAAGUAAAACAUAAAAGCAGCGUUAACCAAAACGCCUAGUAACAGUUGAGACCAUGGGUUGAUUCCACCCCUGAAAAGCAGCCCCAGAAGGUUGGUGACUGUCCCAAACAAUGUGGGAAGUGAUGCUGGAGUCUGAAGAGGAAUUAUCAAAAAUGGCGUCCCUCUUUCCUCCAGCAGAAGCCUCUGCUGGAUCUCAGUCUCUUCUGCAAACAAAGCGAGCCUUUCCGCUUUGCAGAAGGCCAAGUCUGGACCCGUCCCAAUGAUUUCAAUAGGCAUGCUUAUUUAUCACAUGCGAGCGUAACUUUGUUAUUAUGUGAGAUGUGUUGCUUUUAGAUCAGGGUGGGUGAAAAUUAAAAUAAGAUAAACUGUGUCUUACAUCAGGCAUAGGUAAACUCUUUAAAUUUCCAGGGGGUUCAUAUCAGUGGUGGGUGCAGCCAGGUGCAAAAGUGGGAAUCUAGUUUGAAGCUAGAUUCUUCAAGCUAGUUUCUUCAAGCCUAAUAUUUCCAUCCAAAUUGUGGCACGGGUUUGGCCAUGUCUGGGGAAUGCAUGUCCCUCCAAAGGUUUCCUAAUGCUGCAUUUGAACUUCGAAAAAACCACCUAAUUUGUUCAAGUCUAAUUGCAUUGGGGGGAAGUUUGGGGGAAUAAGGUCAUGCUGCGAAACAGAUGAGAAAGUGCCCGAGGGCCAGUGGUUUUUCACCCCUUUGAUUGGAUUUUGUUGCAGUUGUUCUGCUGAUCCAUCUUUUUGCCACAGUGUGUGGUCUACUGUUUAGAGGGUCAGACUAGGACCUGGGAGAUCACAGUUCAAAUCUCUACCCAGCUAUGAAGCUCUCUGGGUGACCUUCGACUAGUCACUGCCUCCCAGCCCAAAUUUACCUCCCAGGGAUGUUGUAGGGAUUAACUGAAGAGCGGGGAGAACACCUUGAGAUCCUUGGAUGAAAAAUACAUUAUUUAGCCAUGAAUCCAAAUGGUACAUCAACCCCACCCCCUUAUAUGUGUGAGGAGCUAAUUUGAUUUGGACCACCAAAUGCCACUGAGAAGAGACAGUGUUUCUCUACCACAGUGAUCCAUGUGACGGUCACCUCCAGGCUUGACUACUGUAAUUCGCUCUACGCGGGGCUGCCCUUGAAGCUGUCUCAGAAACUCCAGCGGGUUCAGAAUGCAGCAGCGAGGCUCCUCACGGGGUCUCUGCCAUGGGAGCAUAUUCACCCAGUGCUUUUCCAGCUGCACUGGCUCCCGAUGGAAUACAGGGUCAGAUUUAAGGUGCUGGUUUUGACCUUUAAAGCCCUUCACGGCCUAGGACCCUCGUAUCUAUGGGACCGCCUCUCCCGGUAUGCCCCACGGAGAGCCUCAAGGUCCAUAAAUAGCAACACCCUAGUGGUCUCGGGCCCCAAGGAAGUUAGAUCAGCUUCAACCAGAGCCAGGGCCUUUUCAACACUGGCUCCAGCCUGGUGGACACUCUGUCUCAUGAGACCAGGGCCCUGCAGGAUCUGAUUUCUUUCCGCAGGGCCUAUAAGACAGAGUUGUUCCGCCUGGCCUUUGGCUUGGAGCCAAUUUGAUUCCCUCCCCCUCUUUCUUUUCCCUUUCUCCUCCUGUGAUGAGGCUGCAUUUUAAUAUUUUAACGUUUCAGUAUUUUAAUUUUUGUAUUUUAAUCUUGUUUUUAAGUUGUAUUCAUUCAACUUGUUUUUAUUAUUGCUUGUUAGCCGCCCUGAGCCCAGCCUUGGCUGGGGAGGGCGGGGUAUAAAUAUAAAUUAUUAUUAUUAUUAUUAUUACCUGUGAAUGGCUGGUGGCACUGGAUUCCAACUUCCACCUUGAAGGACCACAUUUUUCCUCCAAUAGUUUCAUUAGGAAGAGAGGUGCCUUUCUAGCCCAGCCUCUUGGGCAAAUUAUGUCCAAAUUAAAACAGGUCCUGCCUCCAGCUGGGCAGAGCAAGGAGCUCCUCAUGGCGUGGCCCGUUGUCUGAUGAAACAGGAAAAGACAGUUCACUGAUAAGGAACUUGAUUUUGGUGUAGAUGCCUAAUCCUCCGCGUCAUCCUGGCUCUGCUCACUGAGACUUGUAACUCUAAUGGCAUAUGUUUAAUCUGCCGAGGAGGCAGCGAUUAGAGGGACCCCCACACAACUCAUAAAAAGCCAGAUCGGAAGAGUAACUCAUUCUCUCAAUUUACAAAAUGAGAAUGAUCAUUAAGGGAAUCUUGGCUGUCUGAAAUGGAAAAUAUAUUAUGCUUCAGAAACACAAACUAUAUUAAAUACCCAGCUUGGUUCCUGAAUAUGUUUGGAAAAAUCAGAUUGUGAUCUGUUGUGAGCUACAUGUUUGAAGUGCCUGGCUGCACUUUUGUUCAAAUGGGGAGGGGGGAGAACUGUGUAAGUCAUCUGGAGCUCCUUGGAGGAAGGGCAUGAUAUAAAUGUAAUAAUAAAUUUUAAAAAAUGUUUUCAUAAGCCCAUGUUUAAAGAUGGAUGAACUCAAAUUACUCUGGCGUUAACAAGACAACCUAUAGGUUUUAUGUUGCAUUGACUCCAAGGUUCAUGAAAACCCUUUUCAACUUUUGUCCACUUUCAGGCAUCACAUCUUCUAGCAAGAGAAUGCAGUAAAUAGAAAAUGAACUCGUGUCUAAAUUCCAUCCUUCAUUAAUUAAACCACCUGCAUUAAUUAAAAGGAUAUGGAAUCACGGCAGGGAGAGCAAGAAUAAGGCAUUGAUCCAGUAAGGAUUAUUGGACCCAAGGAGGCCUGUUAUUCCCAAAGUGAUGCAUUAUUGUCCAAAGAGGACUUCAGCCCAGCUUUCCUGCAUCGAUGAUCAAUUAUCAUUUUAAUUCUUAAUAUUGUAGGUUUCCAUUUGUAGACAUGGCCUGGUUAAAGUUAAAUCCAAAUCCAAGCAUUUUAAACCGAUGCUUACAAUUUCUUAAAGCUGAACCAAAGAGCCAACAAACUCGCUUGGUUCAAACGUAUCGGGAAACUGGAGAACAGGUCAUAGGGCAGCCUUUCUUGAGAGUGCGGCGGGGGAAAGUAAUCUGGCAAUUAGGCUUGGAAAGAAAAGCUAAAGUGUUCAAGCUUAAUUGCUGAGAGAAUUCUGUGUGCAUGUGGGUGACCAUGUACACCUCUGGUGUAUGUCCCCUAGAGCAGGUGUGGCCAAACUUUUCUCUCCAGAUGUUUGGGGACUACAACUCCCAUCAUCCCUAGCUAACAAGACCAGUGGUCAGGGAUGAUGGGAAUUGUAAUCCCAAAACAUCUGGAGGGCUGAGUUUGGCCAUGCCUGCAGAGGGUUGGCCAAGCAGGGAUGCAUCCCUUAGGCCAAAGGAAAGUUCACCACGGCUGCAGGGUGAUGCGAAAGCCCUUCAACAUGUGAUAACGGAGCUACAUGAAUACUUCACAAAAGGAGAUAGCUCUCAUCACAGUGGUUUGGUGGCUCCGUAACUAGUUAGUUAGUUAGUUAGUUAGUUAGUUAAAUAAAUAAAUAAAUAAAUAAAUGCCUUGUUUCACAGUGGUAUCAACCUAUGCUGAUUUUGCGUCCCAAUACGUUUGGACCCGCAGCACUCCCCGUUCUGUUAGCUGCUGUUGAUGUUUAGCUUAUGGGUGUCUAGCAUGACAGCCUGUCAGUAUUCCAGUCUCCUGCAAAUGCACUAGGGUCGAUUUGCUAGAGGAAGUAGACAUUUGGAAGCACUCAAAAUCCUUGUAAAAACAUAAAUGAUUCACUAAUCCUGCUUGCAUCUCUUGCACAAAAUAAAAUAGUUUGCUAACAAGUAAUAAAUCAGAGCUUUUAAUUGCGCACAUUAAUAUGCUUCCAUUGGGUUUUAGUUGCUGUAUCAAUUGUUUUAUCAGUGACUUUAUUGCCAUCGCAAAACCUGGAAAUAGCAGCAAUAUUCGCUAUUUAUCCUUUACCUCUUUAUUUGUUGGUAUUGAUGGCUCUUUGUCGUGGCCGUACGACACUUGAGUACAGUUUGCUAAACGCUCCUUCGCCUUUUCUUUUUGCUUGGCGGAUUUCGUUCAGACAUUUGGCAAACAGGUAAGCUUUUGCAGGUGGUGGAAAAAUGGUUGCCAGCUUCACAAAUGAUACCUUUAGCUGGGCAUGCAAAAUGUGUGAAAUAUUAUUUCUUGCUCUUUGCCAUUUUACAUACCAACUGACAAAUUAAAAUCAGUAAAGCGUUUAUAAACAAUCAACACUCAGCUAAAUAAAUUCAGAAGCAGCGCUGGCACAACAGUUACCAUAGAACCAGCAUAAAAUCCUUAAAAAGCAGUAUGGAAUCCAUAAACAGAACUAAACAGAACUAGCAAGGGGGAACGCAUAGGAGGCUGUCUUAAACCAAGUCUGACUGGGAGGCUGUCUUAAACCAAGUCGAUUGCCACUGCCGGCGAGCGAUGACAAUACAGUCCUACCUGGCGACACAGGGGCUUGAAUCAGGGAUGUUCUGCACACGAGCAUGUCUGCUACCACAGAUCUUUAGCCCUUUCCCAAGCGUUUGGAUAGCUCAGUUGGUAGAAUAUGACUCUUCAUCUCAGGAACAUGGGUUCAAGUUCCACAUUGGGCACAAAGAUUCUUGUGUUGCAGGGGGUUGGACUUGUUGACCCUCGUAGCACCUUCCUCCCAACUCUGCAGUUCUAUAAUUAAAUCUUAAAUUGUUUAAAAGUUGUGGGAGAAUACAGGAGAGAGACAAGUUUUGUUGCAACUGGGGUGCUCCUUACCUUACCACCAGCAUUAAAACUCAGCUCAUACACAGACAUAGUACCCAUUUUCCUCUUAGAAAAUGAAUUUGAAUCACUCUUUGGCAGAGUCUUUUGGAGCAACUUUAUUCUCUCUUGACUAUGCUUUUCUUAACUAGAACAGGAGCAUCCGGUCUCCCAUGUUGUUGGACUACAACUCCAAUCGGCCCCAAUCAGCAUUGCCGAUAUGGAAAAUGAUCAGCUUUAUAGUGUAACAUACUGAAGGCCAUGAAUUUCCCAUCUCUAGGCUAGAGUUUAGGGUAUUUGACAGUGUCUGAACCCCUGUCUGCUAUAGCAGAGACUGGAACUUCUGUCAACAUUUUGCAAAUGGUUUAUUUUUAUUUUGCUUGGGAAAGUCAUAUUAAAUGUAUCUGCCUUCAGACAAGCUGCAGGUAAUCUGAAAGAAGGAUUGCUGAUCAGGUUGUUUACACAUUUCCUGCUUAAUUCUGGCAAACAAAUAUCAGAAGCUUUUGAAUUGUUUUCCAAAACAUUUAAAAAUAAUGUUUUACCAAAGGUGGGGAUGUAGCAAAAAAAAAAAAAAGAAGAAGAAGAAAAAGCAAAAGCUCAUAAGCUCAUAAGCUGCUUUCAACUCUUCUGAAUCUGGUUGCUCCAGAUGAAUUUCUGUUUCUAAUCUGUAGGGAAUAUAUCUUGGAGGGAAACGACAUGCCUUGUUCAUGGUGGUGCUCCCUGAGAAAUUCCCUUCUGUAUAAUGAAAUAGUGUUAGUUUGAAGUAAGUUUCUCCUACUCUUCCCUUCACCCACCUUUUUCUGCUGGGUGCAGGCUCCAGCUGGGAAAAGUACGCAGGACACAGAAAGUUUUGGUAAGGGUGGGGCUGAAAUGUACAAUGGAUUGAUCACCUCCCAUUGAAGUUAGCGGGUGUGGAUUCGCACUGCCAUCUUAAAUCAUCGCAUGCUCUCUCUUGCUGUCUCAUGUUGUCAUCCUGUUGUACAGAAUGAUUCUAUUUUUCCGAUAACAAAUGUCUUCUAAAGGCCGUAUAGCAGUGUGCGCAAUAGGUUGAUAAAAGUUUUUAUGCCGACAUUUAAUUUGCCUUGAACUUUGGUUGGGUUUAGUGAUUCAGUUAACCGUGUGAAAUGUCUUGCAAACAUCUUUUGUAUCCAGAUACUGUAUUAUAAAAGCAUGUUCUCCCUCUUUCCCCCAACCACCCAUUUUUUCUUAUGUUUCUAAAUUUAAACACAUAAACCUGCUGAAUCCAGCCAAAGGCCCGUCUAGUACAGCAUGCUGUUCUCACAGUGGCCAACCAGAUACCUGCAGGAAGCCUGCAAUUUGUAGAGCACUACUUUGUAGAGUGCCCACAGGAAGCCUGCAAUUUGCAGAGCACUACUUCGUAGAGUGCCUUACAGUCUUUCUCACUUCUUUAUAUCCGUCCUGUAGGAAAGCCAGCCAGAGAGUGCUUUACCUUGCCCAAGGCAUAAGCACUUAAGCUCAGCUGGAAUCUGAGCCCAGGUUUCUUAUGUCAAAAACAACACACUGUCUGCUGGACCACAAUAGCUGCUUUUCAGAUUUGUUUUCUGUUCUCUCCUAGCUGCCUAAACUAACACUGGCGAUUAAAUGGUGAUUCUUCUUGUAAUUUCAGGAGGUGGCACAAGCAACAACUGAAAGACAGAGAGGAGCGGCAGAAGGCGGGGGAAGAUUCGGAUGAUAGCGAUGCUGAAUUUGCUGAGGGUUUUAGAGUUCCAGGUUUCCUUUUCAAAAAACUUUUCAAGUAUGUAUAUUAAAGUAGCGAACAACAAUUCAUUGCUAUAAGGGGUUUGCUAAUGUAUCAGUACAAACUGGAAAAGUUAAGAGUAAACCGAGUAGCUCAAGUGUAUUAUGGCAUUCUGCAGUCAACUGAAGAACUUGAAUUCCAUUGUGGUUAUACGUUUGUGUUGUGUUGUAGCUGCCAAAACUGCAUAGGCAUGUGUCCAUCCUACACAAGCAUAGUCAGUGUGUAAAGCAGAGAGAUCACUCCAUUCAUGCCGUUAGUCUUUCCAUUCAGUCCUUUAGCAAAUGAUUCAAGCAGCGUAGCUUGUGAGCUGCCUGGCUGUAACACUUCAUUGAGCAUGGUGGUCUUGAGAAAAUAAUAAUAAUAAUAAUAAUAAUAAUAAUAAUAAUAAUAAUAAUAAUUUAUUAUUUAUACCCCGCCCAUCUGGCUGGGUUUCCCCAGCCACUCUGGCCGGCUUCCACAAAGACCAAAAAUACACUAAGAUGUCACACAUUAAAGCUUCCCUGAACAGGGCUGCCUUAAGAUGUCUUCUGAAUGUCAAGUAGUUGUUUAUCUCUUUGACAUCUGAUGGGAGGGCGUUCCACAGGGCGGGUGCCACUACCGAGAAGGCCCUCUGCCUGGUUCCCUGUAGCUUUGCUUCUCGCAAUGAGGGAACCGCCAGAAGGCCCUUGGCGCUGGACGUCAGCGUCCGGGCAGAACGAUGGGGGUGGAGACGCUCCUUCAGGUAUACUGGGGCGAGGCUGUUUAAGACUUUAAAAGUCAACACCAACACUUUGAAUUGUGCUCGGAAACGUCCUGGGAGCCAAUGUAGGUCUUUCAAGACCGGUGUUAUGUGGUCUCGGUGCCGCCCCCAGUCACCAGUCUAGCUGCCGCAUUCUGGAUUCGUUGUAGUUUCCGGGUCAUCUUCAAAGGUAGCCCCAUGUAGAGUGCAUUGCAGUAGUCCAAGCGGAAGAUAACUAGAGCAUGCACCACUCUGGUGAGAUAGUCCACGAGAAGUGUUUAUUGCUUCCCUGGAUCUCACAGCUUGGUUAACAGGUUCCUCACCAACUGCUGGUGGACUUAAGGGUGUGUUACGCUGUUGUAACCAUAAUCUAAAAAUGGAUCUAUGAUUAGAGAAACCCAAAGAGAAUUCAACCAAGACGGGCAACUAAAUAUGAGUCUUGGCAUGAUAGCCGUCCCUAAUGAAGGGUAUCCCCUUGCAAGCAUGAGUCAGCUGGCAAAACUUCCUGAGUGGUUAAAAAGAUCAAUUGAGCUGAAUGAUUUGUCUGACAUGCAAUUUAAAAGAUGAGAUCUCCCCAGCAGGAAAGGGAGGUUGCCAUCAUUAAGCAUUAGAGGCUCCUCUGACCACACUGGAGCGCAAAGAUGGCAGCAGUGAAUCCCGAUGCCGAUUGAUCAACUCCCAGUUAGUUUGUUCCUGGCUCUUAAUUUUUCUCAGCAGGUCUUCUGAAAACUUUAUCCUUUUCUAGGGUUUGUUUUUGCUGAAGUUGAAUGAGGGCAGUCCUGAAAACUCCCAUUUUAGUUUCUGUGCUUUGCAGUUUCAAAAAUAUAUUUGGAAAAGAGAAGCUAGAAAUGGGAGAGUAGAAAGCGGCUCGGCCAUUUCUCCUCCCAACUUUCAAGCAUUCUGUUCGUAUAUCAAGUAUUAAUAGACUAGAGAUCUAUACCAGUUGCAACCUACUGUGUCUCUCUGAAAAGACUAUGAAAUAUGCUAAAUUCUAUGCAGUUAAGAGGCACUUUAAGUCAUAGGAUGUAGAGAGCUACAAGAGACCAUGAGGAAGAGGCCAAAACUUGUGUAUGUGACUCUGGUAGGUCCUAUUGGGUGUUUAAAUGGAGAAUUUGGUCUAUUCUUUUUUUAGGCUUUUCUCUGCAUCUAGGGCUAGAAUGGCAGGCCCAGAGCUCAGUGUUGGAGUCCAUCUGGUAUGUGAGGAGAGAUGGGCUAUAUCCCUUCCCAUGAUGCUCUGCUUGCUGCUGGUAUUCUCUCCCUUGCAUGAGUUUAGCUUCUUGGUUAUGAUACGUCGCAGAGAAUGAAAUGAGCAAGGACUCCUGUGCCUUGCUCACUCUCGGCAAGAACUCACUGUUGCCAUCUGUUCGGCAGAUGCCAUCCGAAGGGAGAGGAAAGACUCUGCCACACUUACCUGCUCCUCUAGCAAUCACACUGGUUGCUCAGCAUUGUACACCCCACACCCCAUGUGAAGAAAUGCUUUGUUUUGCAAUAUCGGGGGGAGAGUGGUCUCCUGUGUCCUUGUGCCUAGUGAAGUGAAAAUGUUAAGAAACUAGCUUGUUGAGGGAUGCGAGUAGGAAUCUACAAAAGGCACCCUUCCAACUGUCAGUAGGAGAAAGAGAGCAAUGGUUUUAAAUAAACAAUAGGCUUUUCAGUUGAGCUGAAGAAUUUGGUGAGCUUUUUGUGAGGAGUCAGCAUCCUCAGAUGAGAGAAGGUGGUGAGAGAGAGAGAUUCUUUUUUAAGCCCAAAUUUAGAUCAUGUCUCACGUGUGCAACCUGCCUUAAAGCCCUGGGGAUAGAUUAGCAAGUGAGCCAGACGUUCUCCACACACUACAGAUGGCAGAAGACCCCUAGGGAUCACUCGCUAAUCUAACCUGAUGGAAAUGUGUUCCUCCUCCCAAUUCGAGUGCUUUUGGGGGACCACAAUCUCUUUCUGACCUCACUGACCACCCAGUUGAGGCAUGAGAUGGAAUUACAGUAUACAGUCAUCUUUCACACAUUUAUCCAACUAUUCCUCUGAACAAAGGAGAUUCUUCCUGCAAAACUUCUGUUUUGGCAGAAUUUUACAUUCUUGGUUGAAAACCACCCCUAAACUUACUAGCAGGCAGCUUGCAGCCGUUGUUUUUGUACUCCUAAUCUGACCUAAGCCGUAUUGUUGUUUGUAUUUGCUGUAUCCAUCCCUGAAGGACAGCCCUUCCCCUGCUCCCAACCCCUUUCAUCUUAGUUUGACAGCUAUCUUUUAUCUCAAUGCUGCUUACGUAAAGAGAAGUUGCUGGUGAACUGUGCCCAAAGCAUAGCCCAUCUUCCUGCUUCCAAAUAGGGAGAGACAAAAAUUACCCUGGAUAGUUCAGCUGCUUAGAGCUGAUAAUGCCAAGGUUGCAGGUUCAAUCCCUGUAUGGAACAGCUGCAUAUUCCUGCUUGGCUGGGGAUUGGACUAGAUGACCCCCCCACCCAGGGUCCCUUCCAACUCAUCAAUUCUAUGAUUCUGUGUUUUUGCAAUUUGUAACUUGUGUAAUUUAGCAAGAACAGCCUGAUAAGUUUUCACUGGCAAAGGGAUUACUAUUAUUUUUAAAACCUCCCUCUUCUUAGUUUGUAGCCAUUGUUUACUUUUUGUUCCUUUUCAGCACUAGCUGUUGGGCUCCUGGGCAUGGAACCACUCUGCCACGUUCCACUGUGAUUUAACAGUCCUCCUAUAUGUUGGGCUGCGGAAACAAUUGCACUUACUGUUCUGAAGAACCAGAAGGGGCCGUUCUAGCAAUAUUUAUACAAAACGAAAUAAAACACCCUCCAAUUAUCACGUCCCGGUUUAAUUAGAUGUACUUUUAACAUUGCACAAAGAGCGAGUUCCUCACAUCCAACGUCCAAAGGCAUAAAAAAUGCAUGACGCUGUAAAUACAGCCUUCAUGUAAAACACAUGCUGCAGCAUGUUACGGUAACUAGCUUCUGAGUGUUGCAAAUGACUAAUUCAUGUGUUUGUCCUGUUGUAAUCUCUUGUUUGCCAUCUGAUUUUGCCCUUUUACUUGCAGGUACCAGCAGACAGGUGUUGGGUGGCUCUGGGAAUUGCACUGCCAGCAGGUGGGAGGAAUUCUGGGAGACGAGAUGGGAUUGGGCAAGACCAUCCAGAUAAUUGCUUUCUUGGCAGGUCUGAGCUACAGCAAGAUCAGGACGCGUGGUUCAAAUUACAGGCAAGUGCUCUUCCGCAGACUGUCAGUCUGUGGAGCUCGAUGAAUAUUUCAUUGGAUGUAUUGCCGUGGAGGAGGGCCCCGUGAAUUAUUAAUGGCAUUUCAAUUACAAUAUUCCUUUAAUUCUUUUAGCGGGGGACAUCAAAGGAAAUUUUUUUACGAGACGAUGGAGCUGGAGGGCAGGAAAAAUUAAACAUGUAACACUCUUAAUGAAUUCCAGGCAUUGAUGCUUCAUUUUGCAGAUGAGCCUCGCCAGUUAUUUUGGGUCAAUACUAUGUCUUAAGGUUAUAGAGCACAAAUGGAUUGCUUACCAAUUCAAUUAUGUUAAUAUUGAUAGUUUACACAGUAUGGAAUUUUCAAUUAGGGGUAAUACCUUUAGGUCAACUUAUUACGUUUUUACAUUAAAAUAUUUGCUCUGGCAAGAGACCAGUGGACUACUUUCAUAGGCAGUCACAGUCUUCUUUGGGAUGCUGGAAUUGAGAGUCAAGAGUGAGCAAGGAAACAUUCUUGCAAGAUCCUUCCUUGGGUCAGCACAGACAACCCACGUUCAAGUAGAGGGAGUUCCCGCUUUCUUUUUUUUAUACAACCUGCUCCUUGUUGUCUUCCUCCUCCCAUCCCAUUCCCCUGGAACCUCAAGUAUCUGUAGUUAUCAAUCCAGCAAUCGGAACAGUCAGGGGAAAAUGUCUUGCGGCCCCUGGAAGCCCUAAUGGGCAUUCGCAAAUUCGCUUGCUGAUUCAGGUGCCCCUGGCUGCAACAAAAGGGGUUCCCAGCAGCCUCCAAGAAGCUGUUACUUAUGCUGCUGUGUGGAGAAUUAAGUGAACAACCAGGGCUGUUGCUUAGUGUAUCCAAGCCUUAGUCUAAAUAAGGUAAGAUCCUGCCCGGAUUUGGAUUCCUUGACUUGCAGACUGUGUGGCAUGUAGAAGGCACAUAGAAGCCUGAUUGAUGCAUGUAGUACCUUCUAUGCACAAGGCUAUUCCAGACUGUUAUGCCUUACUGAGUUUCCUCUCUUUGUGGUUGUUGCACAGACGGUAGACUGGAUUGAGUUUGUGGCAUUUUUUCCUGUGCUGGUAAUUAUUCCUAGUAACUUUAUCUGCUACAUCCCUUCAUAUGCUGUUGCUUUUAUUUCUCUACCACGAUCGCCCCCUGCCACUGGCUCUUGCAGGCAUUAUUUUAAAAUUGGGAUCAGCCUGGUUCUCUAAAUUUAACCUGCAGUCCCCUGGUGUUUCUGUGUUUUACUGGUUUAACUGGUUGGAAGAGGAAAGCUAGUAUAACUUCCCCAAAACAUUUCAUUUAGCGCUGUGGCUGUUAAUGACUCCAACUCCUUAGCAUCCCCCUUUCCAUUGUCUUCUACAGCGUCAUCCUGCUAUUUAAUCUCAUAGUUUUGCACCCAACUCUUCAUUUCUAACUUGAAUACAGUUGUUCUGAUAGCUCUCAUAACGCAUGCUGCUUCUUUCACAGUGCUGUCAUCUUGUGAUCUCUUCUAGGUUCCAAGGGCUGGGUCCAACAGUGAUUGUGUGCCCAACCACAGUGAUGCAUCAGUGGGUGAAGGAGUUUCAUACUUGGUGGCCUCCGUUUAGAGUUGCAAUUCUACAUGACACGGGCUCUUACACCAAUAAAAAGGUACCUGCUCAUUCAGGAUGCUGCAAAUCCAGACCUUUCUCUGCUGAAUAGGAACAGUUUGCACUUCUUUCUUUCAAAAGUGUCGUGAGAAUUUUGUUGCCAGCACUGAAGAUAACCCUUGAAGUUUUAGCUUUGCUCCCUCCCUCGCAGUGUUAAAUGGAACGCAUGUUUUCCCCCAUGAAACACCUUGAGAGUUUUUGUUGCUGUGUGACAUUGAGCGAGCUGUAUGGUGCAGUGAUUCAGCAUCAGUGAAAGCCCAGCCCAUCAGGGCCUCCAUUUUUAUAACCCCCCCCACUCCUCCCUCCACCUGAAGAAUUUAAGAACAAAACACAGCACAGAGGGCAUAGCAUCUCUGCUAUAGGUUCCGUCAUACACAAAGGCCACCUUUUUAAAGAUACUUAUAGGGUUGCUACUUUUAUAUCAGUGCUUUCGUUCAGCACCAAGGUCUGUGAGUUGGGUGCCCCAGCAAAUAGUUUUCUAUGGAACUUGUUGCAGCAAGGUGUCCUGCCUGGGGUUAUUUUUCUAAAAAACAACAACCCCAAGCUUGCUCUUUUCUCCCUCUCCCUGCUGCUUCUCCACUUGGAAUUGCCCUAGCUUCUGUUGCACAUGCAUACAUGCUUUCCGCAGUUCAGCCUUUAGAUCAGUGAUUAGUUAGGCUGGCCUUCCCUGUGCAGCUGGACUUGGCACCAUUCCCUUGAUCUCACCAUUCCCAUGCCCCUUGCAGACUUUACCAGGGUCUUCCCGUCUUCAGGGAGCACUUGCCCAGGAAACCUGCAGCUGUGCAACCUCCUGAGUGCUAAUCUUGUGAGUUUGGGGGCAACGUUGCAGACGCCUGGGUGAACUCUUGGGCUCUUGAGCAUCUUGUUUAUUUAUCUAGAACGGUUAUGGGCCACUUCAUAUUCCAGAAAGAUCUCAAAAGUGGCAUGCAAGAUAAAAAUACAAAAUCAUGCGCAGUCUUAAAUAUAUUGAAAAACGGGUCCAACAAAAUUGCACUAUGGUGUGGCUCUCGUAGCUGUAAUCAUCCUUCUGGAAAUGCCCGGGUAAGCAUAAAAGUUUGAAGCAGGUAGAAGCACAAAAUUGUCGGCGUCUGUCUGAUAACGUGAUGAAGUGCAUUCCACAAAGUAGGGGCUGUAAGAGCAAAAGCUCCACUCUGUUAUUGAGAAUCAUUGCCGCAUAUAGUGAUCAGCGUCGGUGGUGUUUCCAUGAUACUAUUGCACAUCAUAAUUAUUUACCUAGACUAAUAACUUAUUUAUUAGUCUGGAGAGAUCGAAAACAUGAGCCUGGGGCGAAUGAUACACAGCAGCGAAGCGGCUGGAGUCUCCACUCCGGGAGCUCGCACAUCCGCACUAAGCCCAUGGUGAAGCUUGGAGUGACGUGUUGCGAUAUAUACACAAAUGGAUCAGUCUGAUAAAUUGUGCUGAUAGUUUUCUGAGGUUUAGCUAAGUUGGUGUUGUCGCCUCUGAGGAUCUCGUUUUAUCCGGGAAGCACUGAAACCUGCACAACGGCUCAUCUGCAAAGAUUAUUGUUUAUUUAAACACACCCGGACCCCUCGUCUUCUCACCUGCAAUUUUCCUCCAUCGCUACUGCCCUUUUGCAAGUUAAUACUAAACAAGACAACUGUACUGUUAGGAGGUUAGCUGGCAGCAGGAGUGAGCCAAGCUGAAAACCAGACAGGUGGGCUAGUCAACCAGCUGGCCAACCACUUAAUUCCAGAACUUAAGCAUCACAUUUGAUGAUCACAGGAAUUGUGGCUUUUUUCCGGGGGGAGUGGGGAACGAUUCUUCUAAGCCCAAACACUUCCAGAGUAAAAUGACAGGGCAAACUAAGCUCCCUCCAGCUGUUGGUUAUCCCUCCGCAGUGGUAAGGGAUGGGGGAGCGGGAGAGUUGUUUGUGAAGCUGGAGGAAGUGGCUGGGAACGGGGUUUAAUUAAACAUAUGCCAUCUUGGUUUUGUGAGCAUUCAUUGCAAAUACUCACAGAACUCCCUUAGGGUAGUUUUGCCCCAUGUAUUUACAAAGGGUUGUAUCUAAUGCCGUGUAUACACAGUCCCACUCGCACAACGGACUUCCCUUCCAUUUCUCUCCGCAUGCGCCAUCAAAAUCUUCUCCGUAGGGUCCUCUGAUCCUCUGGAGCAUUGCGCACGGGGGCAGUAGGGGGAAUUCCAUUGCACAAGUGGAAGUCUGCUGCGCCAGCAUUGGAUAGGACCCAAAGAAUUGAAUACUGAAGAGAGCAGGGGGAUGUUCACCAGUCCCUGUAAAUAUUCUCCAAUGUUCUACGGACAUGGUUUGUUGGCAUGCCCAAGAGCUGGGAAUUUACUGAACUACGGUAGGGGAAGCUUCUCAGGAUUCUGUUGAGAAAAUUGUAGACAGCACAAAGAUUCCAUGUUCCGUUUAUGAGCGCACACCAGUAUAUUGUUUACAUACUUGUAAAUAUGUGCCACAAGCAUAGAAACAAGCCUCCUGUAAGGCUCUCAAAGGCCACGGAGGGUUUUGCCCACUAGCUUCACUGAAAUCAGAGGUGGGGAAGAUGUAACACUCCAGGUAUUGCUAGACUGUAACUCCCUGACUGUUGAUCAUGCUGGUGCAACUCGUGGGAGUUGGAGUGCAACAAAAUCUGGAAGGUGCCCCCAUUGGCUACCCCUGAUUUUUUCAGCCGGAACUCAGUUCUGGCACCUCUCAGAUGGGUUCCAGCACCUUUCAGGUGGGUGCUAUUGCUAUUCUUAGAGAAUGAGGUGGGCGUUCAUGGUGAAUUCAAGCACCUAUUUUUCUAGAAAAAUAGCACUGCAUAUACCCAAUCCUAUUUACCCAAGCCGUUGCUCCCAGCAGCCACCCCAACUGGGUCUUAAAACGGGCAGGACUUCUCUCUGAUAAUUCAGCAGCAUUAGCUGUUUGUGAGUAUUCAGUUCUCGAAAUGUCAUAUGUGUUGAUUCCUGAGCUUAAAGCUGUUGGUUUUCAUUAUUAUCUGAAGCCCCUUCCCACCCACUUUCAAAAGGGGCCAAUAUUCUGUUUAGCUAUAGCAGGGUUUCCCAAACUUUGGGUCUCCAGCCGUUUUUGGACUACAACUCCCAUCACCCCUAGCUAGCAGGACCAGUGAUCAGAAGUGAUGGAAAUUGUAGUCCAGAAAGAGCUGGGGACCCAAGUUUGGGGAAACCUGAGCUGCAGAAAGGAUUGUGAGCAUGGUGCCCUCCUGAUCUGGGCACCAGCAGAAUAUGGACAUAAGGUUACAAAGGGAGCUUACUAUCUGAACAGCUCGGAAGAGGUCAGGCUAAGCAGUAGAAGGAGGCUGAGAAAAGAGAUGUCACUACGACAGAAGUCGGAGGAAGAGUGGAUAGAGGAUACUGUGGCACCGUAGGGUGGCACUUCUCAUUUAGUAGCACACAUCUCUGUGAAAUCCUUGACCUCUGUUUUGUUCUCUCACCAUUCGUAUCUGCUCCCAAAGUGCAUAAAUCCCUUUGCAGAAACUUCAUUAAGUGCAGAGUUGAGGCAUAAGGCUGGCACAAUUUCAGUGCCAGAAGGCAUAUUGAUGUAAAGUUAAGCAGUUCCUUCUCUCAGUAGCCCUCUCUCUAAAGCAGAGCUGAAGUUAGAGUAGCAUGUGCAGUAUUUCUUCAGCCCUUUAUUUUUCUUGACAAAAUAGAUUUUAGAAUAGCACACCUACUACGUUGACCCUUUCGCUCUGUAGAGUUUAGUAUAUGCUGUCGCAGUUAUUACUAGGUAGCCUAGGAGCUCUUCCUUAUGUCUUGGGGUACGGUGGUGGAAGCAGGUUCAAAAUACACUCAUGCUUAAAAGCAUUUAUUCAGUAAGGUAGAGGGGGAAUUAGGGCACCAAACCUUUGCCCCUUUUCCCACAAAACCAUAUGUCUCAUUACAAAAGUUAAAGCAUUUAUGGGAUUGCUCUGGCUUUCACCCGCGCACCUGCGAUUUUAGCUGCCAUCCUCAUUUAACCUGACGAUAGAAGCUGAAAACCUGACUGUUUUUCCAUCCCAGAUUCUGGCUACUUCAUAAUGCUUAGACUUAUCCCAUCCUGCUUUUCUGUGUCAGAAGUGAUUGAAAUGGCUGUAAAAGGCUGUAGUUGUGGAAACUGAAUUUUAAGAGAAGAGAAUAUUAAAAGCCCUCGCCUGUGAUGUUAGGAGGAAGGUAUGUGUUUGCCGGUCAGUUCCUGGGUAGAAACGGGCAACGAUGAAAUGAAAUGCGGAAGCAGACGCGUCCUUAGAGCACAACAUUGAAUAUGCUUAUAAAUUAUCGGAGAGUUCUGUCGGGGUGGACCACGAGGUCCCUCUGAGCUCUGCAAAUCCCUUUCCCUUUACAGAACUCAACAGACUUUCGUGUGGCAAAGCUUACAUUACCUUAACCUGAACUGGGGGAAGUGGUUGGUGAUGAAUUGCCUUUCUGUGUUUUUCCUUCAUUGUCAGCACAAAUCCUUGUUUAAUAAAAGAUUUGGCUUGAAGGAAAUUUUAAUUAAUUACAGGUUCAGUAAAUCCUGAGUAGGACUCUGCUGUGCUGUGUCUACAGUGAAUGGCCUUCAUGUGCCUUGUGUUUUUACUCCUGUUCUCUCUGCUGCCUGACAGUGUGAUUUAUGGCUGUUGUUUUCUACCACUACACUGUUUGCCCUCUAGGAGGGAUUGGUCUCCUGAGCCCCCAUAAUAACAGGAGCACUUUCACAAAACAUCUUUUAAUGACAACAUUGCAGCAGCCUUCUGUAAGUCAGGCUAAUUGCAGACAUACCCUAUUAAUUGCAAAAUCUAGGAGAGGUUACAUAUUUUACAAGCUUUUAAUUUGAAAUCGCCUGAGAUGAUUUGUCUUAAGUGUUUGAGUAGAGAUGCCUGUAGUAUUCUGCAGUAGACCAUUGCUAGGAAAUAGAUGCAAUGAAUGUGGGUUGCAGUGGGGGCUUAAAAAUAUCAGAUUUUACUAUAGGGGCAAGAGAGUCUGUUUUUUACCUCCAUAGUAAACUGAAUCUGUUAAUUUCAUUAACUAGUGAUCAUACUUUCUCCUUUUGGAAAUACGAUUCCUUACAAAAAUAGACAUUUGGCAUUAGAGAUCUUUUCUAGCAGUAUCAGAUUCAAUAACUAUUCAUGAAAAUUAGUCUCCUUUUAAAAUAAAUAUGUUUUUUUCCCUUUCUGUUAAAAAAGACAUUUUAAAAAAAAUUCAAGUCCUAGUCUGUUCGUUCCUCAGGAAGUUGUAAGGGGAGGAAGAGGUGAUAGUGACACAGCAGCAAAUCAAGUUCAUGUAGCACAGCAAGUUCUCAAUUUGCUGCUCUGCUAUAUUCAUAGUGCAUUAUCAGUGCUUUGUAGUUCCCUACUGUGACUCGCUCAACUCUAUGUGAGGCAGCCCAGUAUCCUUACUUGCAUACAUGAUGCUGAAGCCAAAGUGGAUGUCUUAACUUACAGUGUUCAUGCUUUUUUUAGGGAAGGGGAAGAGAUACAAUUGAAUUUGUUAGUCCCUUAACUCAUACCUUGGAAUGGAGGAUUGUUCCGUCCUAGAUUUGGCUUUUCGGGACUUGCUAUUUCCCCCCUUGCAAUAUUGGAAUGAAAGGUGUUUAUUUUAAUGCGCGCUUAAGUCCUGUGACAAGUGUUGCCGUGUUAGUGCUGCCCGGGACAUUGAUUAUCCAAAACAGUACUUUCUUUACGGACUCUCAUAGUUUCAGUAAUUGACAACGUAUUGUUCUCUUUGCAGGUAAAACUGAUUCAGGAAAUUGUAGCAUGUAGCGGCAUUCUGAUAACCUCCUACUCUUACAUUCGCAUGCUGCAAGAUAACAUCCAUGGUUACGGUUGGCAUUAUGUGAUUCUAGAUGAGGGACAUAAAAUUCGUAAUCCAAAUGCUGCAGUCACGGUUGCUUGCAAACAGGUAAGAAUCUUUAAAAACAAAAGCAUUUCGAUUGGUUAAAUUAGUGAUAAACUUGGUCUUAACGCUUACUUCAUUCUUAGGCCAGGUUUCAAAGACUUCGUGUCAUGUGUAAAAUUUUGGUGGCAUUUGCACUUUUCUGUAUUUUAUUAUGACAUGAAUAUGCUUCUCCCUGCAUUUACAGUUCUGCACUCCUCAUCGAAUUAUCUUGUCUGGAUCACCUAUGCAAAACAACCUAAAAGAGCUGUGGUCCCUCUUUGACUUCGUAUUUCCAGGAAAACUAGGGACACUUCCUGUCUUCAUGGAGCAAUUUUCUGUUCCAAUAACCAUGGGAGGCUAUUCCAAUGCCUCUCCAGUUCAGGUAAAGGAUGCAAUUCUCAGAAAAUUGAAAAAAGCUCAGUUCCAGGCCAUGUUCUAACACAGUCACUAAAUGUCCUAUCAUCUCCUGGACAGUUAACAUUAAAAAAAUAAAACAGUAAACAACAAAGAGAAUCCUAAAAAUUGUGCAGAAUAAAACCACAAUUCAAAACUAAUUAAAUAAGACUUAGAUCUCUGGCUAAUGAAGACAUGCUAUUACUACUAUUAUUUACUGGAUUCCUAAUUGUGCCCUUCAUCAGACAAUCCAAGGCUGAGUUUACAUAUAACAGACAGUAAAAACUAUUGCAUACAAAAUACAAAAAUCAGGUAAAAAUUAACAAAAGUGCUAAUAGGCACUGAAAAAAAAUUGAGCCAUCAUAACAUAGUGACCGAAUGUCUUACCUCACCCCCUGCCAAAGAGCUGAGCAAACAGGUACAUCUUCAUUUGCUACUGAAAAGGUAAAUGAUGUUUGUGCCAGAUGAACCCCAGAAGGAUGCAUUUCAGAGAUGGUGCCACCAUCAAGAAGACCCCGUCCCACACUGCUGUCCCACAAACGUCAUCUGAUGAUAGAACCACAGGAGGCCUCCCCUAUUGAUCUAAAUGAAUGAGCAGGAUGAUAUGGAGAGCCUUGUUAAUUCCAAACUGACCACAUAAGGCCAUCCACCAUUUAGUACAUGAAGAAAUGCAAGAGAAUUACUGGAUAGCAUAAUAUACAAAGACAGAUUCUAUAGCAGGGUAUCUCAGGCGCAGUGACCAGUAUCCAAGCAGUCACUCACGUGCUUCGAAUGAGAGGUUUUGCCAAGGGAGCGUUGAACUUUUACUCUUAACAGCAAGGCCCACGUCACUUGACAGACUGUUUCUGAACACAGUUUGUAGUCACACCAAAGUCCUUUUUAAAAUGAUGUCCGGUGGAGUUAAUAUUCUUUUUCCCUCUGAGGGCAGGAGAGGGGUUUUCAACUUCACUUAGCUUCAUUUAGUUUCCCAGAUUGCUCACAGUUAUAGACUUGAUUGGUAGACUCACCGAGUCUGCUGAUUUUGAAUUCUUUAGACACUUCCCCACCCCCAAUCCCUCUUUGUAAACUCACAUAUUACUACCAGGCCAUUUUUUGUUGUUUUCCGGAUGUCCACGCUCCUCACUUUUAACUCACAAACUUGUGUAAUUUGUCCUACCUUGGGCUUCUCCUGAAUAUAGUGAACUUCCUACCUUAUUUUUGGGUGACCCUAUUUUGAUUCCAGAUUGAUAGGCACCUAGCUGCACUGCUGGAGGGAAUGGCACAUGUUCAAGUGGGGUUUGCUGCAAUUCUAUGUAGUUUUUAUUUUUAUGUCAAAUAAAUUCCACCAACUAAUUUUAAAGUGAAUGGAGAAUGAUUUGCUGUUAGUUUAGAUCUGUGGUUCCCAACCCCCACAGGGGGGCAAUUUGAUUUUUAAGGUGGGCAACAGUUAAUGGCCUUUUAGGCUUCCUCCACGUGAAUAGGAGUUCACUUUUUGAAUAAGAAGAAUUAUAUGUCGGGUGGGGGUGGAUCAGGAAUUUAGAGAUGCUUAGGUGGGGCAUGGCCCAAAGAAGAUUGGGAACCACUGGUUUAGAUGCAGCUGGUGCCCGUAUGAGUUUUUUUUAAUGUACAUGCAAACAGACAUAAUAAGUGUGCAAAAUAUCAGCAUGAUAACCUACCCAAAGUUUUCACUAACCGGUGAAGUAUUUUAUCUUCCAAAGUACAUUAAAAUAAAUAUUCAGUGUGGUGCACUGGUUGGAGUGUUGGACAGACCAGGAGAACCAGGGUUAGGAUUUCUAGUCAAUCAUGAAACCUAACAGGUAACCUUUGGGUCAGCGUACUUUGAGCCUAUCCCACGUCACAGUUGUUUUUGCGAGAGGAUAAAAUGGAAUAAGCCCCAUGCGUAUAAUGCUGAGCUCUUAGUGAGAAGUUUGGGGUAAAAUGUGGAAAGCAAGUAUGAUUAAUAAACUAGCAUUGGUGUUGUUUUUUCCCUUUCAAAAGGUAAAAACAGCAUAUAAGUGUGCUUGCAUUUUACGGGACACAAUUAAUCCCUAUCUGUUGCGGAGAAUGAAGGCGGAUGUUAAAAUGAGCCUGUCACUACCGGAGAAAAAUGAGCAGGUAUUGUUUGACUCUAUAUUUUGCACCCCAAAAUUUUGCACCCCAAAAUUUAUCUGAGAGGCUACAAAAUUAUCUGAGAGCCAGUGUGGUGUAGUGGUUAAGAGUGGUAGUCUCGUAAUCUGGGGAACCGGGCUCGUGUCUUCUUUGAAGUCUCUCAGCCCCACUCACCUCACAGAGUGUUUGUUGUGGGGGAGGAAGGGAAAGGAGAAUGUUAGCCGCUUUGAGACUCCUUAAAGGGAGUGAAAGGCAGGAUACCAAAUCCAAACUCUUCUUCUUCUUCUACAUGUGAAGUUAUGCUUUGAGCAGCUCACUGCGUGUCUACGGUGGGAAGUCACAAGGAUAACCAUAGCACUUUGCCCCACUUGCUUUCCUGUUGCUUCCUCGUGACACACUUCCACCAAUUUAAUGAAUUCUGACCUCGUAGUAAAAGAUUUGGGUUGUAUCCAAUUCUGCUGUUCCAUUCAUGCAACAGACGUCUGCUUCUAAUGAUGGAACUUCCCCUUACUCCGCCCUGAGAAAGGUUGGGUUUUUUUUUGCAAUAUUUCUUUUCUUGUCGGAUCUAAGCUUAUUUGGGUACUUUAAGAACACGAAAUAAAUUAUGUAUAACUGUGUUGCAGCACAGGUUGAUAUUAGCAAGCAGGAGAACUCUGCAGAACUCACAAUAUAGAAUUAAGUAAGAUUUCCCCUUGAGGACCAAGGGUGAGGAAAUUCUAUGUUGUGGCUGCGACUCGUGACUUUUAACAGAUGAUGAGCCCAGGGGCUGGGAAAGUCUCCACAGAGAUGCUAAUCCCUGCGAUAAAAGCAAAACCUAUGCCAGUUCAUAGAUCGUGAGCUCCUUGGGGAAAGAUCUGUAUUUUUCAUUCAUGUUAAGUAUAGCUCCAUACUUUCUACAUGUAAUAAUGUCUGCAGUGUCUCUUUUUUAGGUACUGUUUUGCCGUUUGACAGAUGAGCAGCACCAAGUAUACAAAACGUUUAUUGAUUCCAAAGAGGUUUAUCAGAUUCUCAAUGGAGACAUGCAGGUCAGUGCAAAGAAAGAAAUUGGCAUGCCAAAUAGCACGAAAGGAAAAAGUUCAUCUUUUCCAUUUGCUGUCAAACAGCUUAGCAGAGCACUAGCAGAGAGUUAGUUAGUAGGCAUGAGAAGUUAACAGAACUGACAACAUAGCAUAUUUACCUUUAUAGUUUUCAAAGAAGUCCUUUAAAUUCAGGCUGGCCAACGUCUUCAGUCUAAGGAGCUGCAUUUUCAUAUACCGUAUUUUUUGCACCAUAACACUCACUUUUUUCCUCCUAGAAAGUAAGGGGAAAUAUCUGUGCGUGUUAUGGAGGGAAUGCCUACGGGUGGCAUGCCUACGGAUUUUCCUCCUCUAAAAACUACGUGCGUGUUAUGGUCGGGUGUGUGUUAUAGAGCGAAAAAUACGGUAGUUCAUAUGUCUCAGUGAAAACAAGCACUGUAGGAAGAGAAGCAGAGGAGUGGUGGUGGAAUAGAAAGAGGGAAUUCUGCAGCCAGUAUCUUUGGCAGUGCAUAACUUAUUUGGCAUGAUAAUUAUAGUAGUUUUAUUGAGGGAGAAAUAAACGUCUCUCGUAGGCCUGGGAGAUGUAUCAGUGCAUUGCCUGAAACCGGUUUAAGGUUAAAAUUGUGAGAGCGAUUUCAGAAUUUCCAAUCCGGCAAUGUAUCGCAAGUCCCUGCUUGUGCCAGCAGCGUUGCGCACUUCAAUAGGCCACCUGAUGUUGCCCACUCGCCCUCUGCGGCGCAGCUACCAGCCUUGGGAGCGGUGCUUGCCUGCCAGCCUGCCAGCACCUUCGUAUCUUUUUCUGGCUGUGCGAGCACUGGCAGGCUGCCUCCUCCCUCCCUGGCACUGGCAGGCUGCCUCCUAUAUAUAUAUAUAUAUAUAUAUAUAUAUAUAUAUAUAUAAAUUUUUAUUAGUUUUUUUUUAAACAUAUCAUUUUCAACAGUAAUUAAACAUACUUUUACAUCUUAUUCAAUUUUUUGACUUCCAUCAAUCCUGUCUGAAAAUUUUCCAAUCUAAUCUCUCUGUAUGCAUUUCUUAUCUUCCCUAUUACAUUUCAAACUCAUAACCAAUAUCUCUAUCUUUUUCUACUUUGUAACACUUCGUACAUUUCUCCUUACAAAACUUCUUGUAGUCUUACUAGUGUAAUAUGUUGAUUACAGUUGCUCUUCAAAUAAUUCAUAUACUUCUUCCAAUCUUCUGUAAAUCUCUGGUCCCGCAGGUUUCGAAUCCUUCCUGUCAUUUUGUCCAAUUCUGCAUAGUCCAUUAAUUUCGUCUGCCAUUCUUCUUUCGUUGGAAUUUCUUCUUGUUUCCAUUUCGCCUCCUCCCUCCUUGCACCAAGCAGAAUGGUGGCUCCCGGUAGCCACUUCUUAAGCAGCAAGCGGCUGUCGUCAGGACGAGCCACAGCUGGCGGUUCCAGGGAGAUGGGCAGCUCCGCAGUGCCAUGCCAUGCGGUACUCGGGCUUAUAGGCUCCGCCCCGGGCAGCACUGCCUGCCCAGGCUCACCAGGAAGAAGCAGAAGUUGCGCACAGUGACACCAAUCGUCUGCGUGGCCAGCAGCUGCCUUUUCCCUCCCCACUUUCUUUCCUCCUCCCAGAUACCAUAAUAUACUGCAAAGUUUAGCUGGUGAUAUGUUACGAUAUAAGAGCCCUAGUCUCUUGUUGAAAACCUUCUUCCAGUAGCCGCUUGCUUUCAUUCUGAUCUGUUAUGCCGGCUUAAAUGUGGAAGGACCGGAACAUGCAGAGAAUAAACAUUUGGCUGUCCUCCGUGUAGAUUUUCUCCGGAUUGGUGGCCCUGAGAAAGAUCUGCAACCACCCAGACCUCUUUUCCGGUGGUCCUAAAAUUUUGAAGGGUGUCCCUGAUGAAGAAUUGAAGGAAGAAGACCAUUUUGGAUUCUGGAAGCGUUCCGGGAAAAUGAUAGUUGUAGAGUCUCUGCUGAAAAUAUGGCACAAGCAAGGCCACAGAGUACUUCUCUUUACUCAGUCUCGGCAGGUAAGUCACACUUUGCAUCUUCUCUGUCUCAAGUCCACAGCUGUGACCUGAUGCUGCACGCUAGAAAGUUGCCUGCAGAAUCCUCCCAGAAAGCAAUGUUUUAAAGCCAAGGGGCAAGGUUCUGUGUAGUUCUGAUCGACAUGCCUGGGGAAUAUGCACAUGUGUUUUUGUUUAUAUUUUCAAAUAAAUACAUGAUAACAAUACAGUGGUACCUCGGUUUACAAACUUAAUCUGUUCCGAAAGUCCGUUCUUAAACCAAAGCUGUUCUUAAACCAAGGCGUGCUUUCCCUAAUGAGGCCUUCCAUUUGUAAACCGAGGUAAAGUUCACUAACCAGAACACUACUUCCGGUUUUGCGGAGUUCGUAUACCGAAUAGUUCGUAAACAGGGCUGUUCUUAAACCGAGGUGUGGUUGGCGCUGUGGUCUAAACCACAGAGCCUAGGGCUUGCCGAUCAGAAGGUCGGUGGUUCGAAUCCCUGCGACGGGGUGAGCUCCCGUUGCUCGGUCCCUGCUCCUGCCAACCUAGCAGUUCGAAAGCACGUCAAAGUGCAAGUAGCUAUAUAGGUACUGCUCCAGCGGGAAGGUAAAUGGUGUUCUGGUUCACCAGAAGCAGCUUAGCCAUGCUGGCCACAUGACCCGGAAGCUGCGGACAAACACCAGCACCCUCGGCCAAUAAAGCGAGAUGAGCGCCGCAACACCAGAGUCAUCUGCGACUGAACUUAACGGUCAGGGGUCCUUUGCCUCUGUAUUGAGAAAAAGAAAAAUAACAGGGUACAAUUUAGCAAGAUACGUAGUAGAUAAAUAGAUGCAAAUUUCCAACAUAUAACCACCUAAAGAAUUCAGAUAGAAAUGCAUAUGCCAAUUGCUUCCAAUACAUAAAAUAUUUCAGAAUCUUCUCAACAAUGUGUGUGGAUUUACAUUUUCUUGCACUUCUUACACCUGUUUUCAAUGAUGAAAACUAGAUUUUUCAACAAAGAGAUAAGAUUGCCUUGCUUUUAUGACUCUGUUGAUCAGUUUUACCAUUCCAGUGUUGGAGUCCUUCUCCCCCCCCCCCCAAAUUAUAACAGAUAGUUGCUCAUGCCACUGUCAAUAUAUAUUGAACAAUUUCCCUGACAUCCGGUAGCACCAAGCCUUUAAUAUACCUAAAUAAGAUAGCUAUUAAUUGAAUUAACUGGAGUUUUUUAAAAAAAUAGGAGUAAAAGUGAAUCUUCCAUUUUUAAGUCCAUUAGAUAAUAAAUAAAAUCAGGUUUUGGUACUUUAGUAAGAGCAUUCCCUACUCUAAUUUCAGUUGCACAUACCAACUUUGGUUAGACCUGAAUUUUAAUUUGUGGCUGAAAAAUGUCCUACUUAGAACCUGCUGUGAAUUUAUUAGGCAUGAGUAGGCAGAAACAAUUUCUGUACGAGAGAAGUGUUUAAAUGUAUUUUUCUGUUUUUAUAUUGUAAACCACCUUGUGAUCUUCGGACGAGUGGCAGUAUAGACAUUUAAUAAGUCAUCAUCAUCAUGAUUUCUGCCAUUAGUUUUUAUGCUGUACAGUGACUGUUUUGAUUUUGUUUUCCUGCUCAGCAUAAAUCUUUUCCCCCUCAAUUUUUCAGAUGCUGCACAUUCUCGAAGCGUUUCUAAAGCAGAGAAGCUAUUCCUAUCUCAAGAUGGAUGGCACCACAACAGUGGCAUCAAGGCAACCCCUUAUUACAAGAUUUAAUGAGGUAAGAAACUCUGGAUCAGCCAGGUGGUCUCUGAUCUUCAUUGGAGAAGCAUGGGAUUUAGCAUUCAGUUUGGUAAGGGUUAACAAGAAGAGCAAGACUCAGAUGAAAAGACUUGUUGGAAACUUCUGGAACUAUACACAGGUGCAACAUUCCCAACAUAUUUUGAAUGAGGGAUUACUCAAAAUAAUAAAACAUUUACCAGAUUCCGAUAAUAACUAUAAUUAUUGUUGUUGUUAUUGUUAUUGCUGUUGUUGCUGCUGCUGCUACAUAACAGGAAAGGAUGAGAUUUGAAGAUGCACCAAUAUUUAAAAUUAAAGUUACAGUGGUACCUUGGUUCUCAAACAGCUUAGUUGUCGAACAAAUCGGCUCCCAAACACUGCAAACCCAGAAGUGUUCCAGUUUGCGAACAUUUUGCGGUAGCCAAACAUCCACCGCGGCUUCCAAUUGAGUGCAGGAAGCUCCUGCAGCCUAUCAGAUGCUGCGCCUUGGUUUGCAAACAGUUUCGGGAGUCAGACGGACUCCCGGAACGGAUUAAGUUUGAGAACUACGGUACCACUGUACUGUGAUUAUUAUUUAUCACUUCCAUAGCUCCUAAAUAGUUUUUAAAACUGCAUAAAUUACCCACCCACCCUUUGAAUUUCAAGCCUGGCAGGGUUUAAAUUUAUUUUCACAGUUCAGACGGAACAAUGAAUAAAGGUUUUCCUUCAACCUAUUCUGUUCACUUCUAAUGGUUGCCAUGUCACAACAAUUAUUUGAUCAGCUUAUAAUAAUUCUUAGCACUUGAAGUUUGCAGAUGUUUGGCUUUGCUCCUUCCAACGCACAUGCAAAUAACUAUGUUUGUUAUAUGUGAAUCACAGGCGUAAGUUAGUUUUAGCUUUAUUUUAGUGGAAUUUGUUCCCAAGUAAAAACGUUUAGGAUUUUACAGCCUUGGGCAGCCAAGAAGCACGUCCACUGCAUCCAUAGGCUGGAAAGACCUGCAAACGCAUUUUAAAACUUUUCCUAAAUGUACCUUGUGGUGUAUGUAUUUACAGGACGAAUCCUUAUUUGUAUUCCUACUUACCACUCGAGUCGGUGGGCUUGGUAUUAACUUGACGGGUGCAGACAGAGUGAUUAUUUAUGACCCCGACUGGAAUCCCAGCACAGACACUCAGGUAGGUUUCAUGGAAAAGAAUAUUAAAUCUGAGAUGUACAGUUCAACAUCUGCUUUGAGCCAGGAUGUCUUAACUUUGACCAUUCAGAAGCAUGCAAGGCUCAGGAUGUUUAACUGCUGUGGCUUUCCAGUCUGCACAUCCAUGUUGAAGAUGUUUUAGCCAAAUGUGCUUAGAACCACUCACAUCUCUUCCUUUAGAAAAUGUAGCUGUGGGAAUCCUGGUCUAGUUUUUAAUCACAGUGCGGAUGGAGCAGGAUUUAAUCCUCUCCCCCUGAACUAUUUUCAUGCCAAAAAUUGGCUCUGUUACAUGCUCUUCUUAGCACUUGAACUUUGCAGAUGUUUGGCCUUGCUCCUUCGAGCAAGUUACAUGCUAUUUACCUUCUUGAGAAGGUUUGGGGUAGGAAGGCAGCAAAGUGGGAAGGAUGAACACACCUUCCUCUGCAGUAUUGAUCUGAAUUUGGGGUCACAUGUCUGCUUCUUUUUCUAAAGGCGGCAAUGCGGCUGCUUUUAAGCACAUUAGUUAAGGUUUUUAAUUAGGUCUGGCUCCCGGAAUUUUGUGUCUGAAAAUGCCGUUUGCAAAACACUUCUUUGUAUUCUAGGCUCGCGAACGUGCUUGGAGAAUAGGCCAAAUGAGAGAAGUAACCGUGUACAGACUUCUUACUGCUGGUACUAUCGAAGAAAAGAUUUACCACAGGUGAGUGGCACACUCGCAUUGGCUUGCUAGUGUUUCACCAGGUGCAGCUCUGAGGAACAGCAUUUAUUUGUAUUUUGCCGUUUUCCCCCCCUGCUGUGAAACUUAGAGCAGUAUACAAAGGGUUCUCAGGCAGCCUCCCAUCCAGGCACUAACCAGGCUCAAACCUGCUUAGCUUCAGCCGUUUUGCUGCAUCGUGUUCUUUUUCAGCCCAUGCCGACAACAUGUGCAACACGACAAUGUGUGCAAGGAGAAAUUCCAGCCCUGGAUGGGGGGAGGGCUGGGGGAAAGGGGUAUGUCCUGGCUUGUGUGUCACCAUUUGUGCUAAGCAAGGAGCUCAGUGGCAGGACAGGGGCUACUUGGAAGUGCAUGCUGCUUGUGUAUAUCUUGGUGAAGGCAGCUACUUGUUGUUGUUUAGUCGUUUAGUCGUGUCCGACUCUUCGUGACCCCAUGGACCAGAGCACGCCAGGCACUGCCUCCCGCAGUUUGGUCAGACUCAUGCUGGUAGCUUCAAGAACACUGUCCAACCAUCUCGUCCUCUGUCGUCCCCUUCUCCUUGUGCCCUCCAUCUUUCCCAACAUCAGGGUCUUUUCCAGGGAGUCAUCUCUUCUCAUGAGGUGGCCAAAGUCUUGGAGCCUCAGCCUCAGGAUCUGUCCUUCCAGUGAGCACUCAGGGCUGAUUUCCUUCAGAAUGGAUAGGUUUGAUCUUUUUUUGCAAGCCAUGGGACUCUCAAGAGUCUCCUCCAGCAGCACCAUAAUUCAGAAGCAUCAAUUCUUCGACAAUCAGCCUUCUUUAUGGUCCAGCUCUCACUUCCAUACAUCACUACUGGGAAAACCAUAGCUUUAACUAUACAGACCUUUGUCGGCAAGGUGAUGUCUCUGCUUUUUAAGAUGCUGUCUAGUUUGUCAUUGCUUUUCUCCCAAGAAACAGGCAUCUUUUAAUUUCAUGGCUGCUGUCACCAUGCAGCUACUACAUAGCUAAAAAAUGUUCAGUUUGGGGGCUGAACACAAAGCACAUCACACACAAAGGAAGGUCUUUGGAGACAUGGGAAAGAGAAAAGGUGUUCUUUCUUUCUUUCUUUCUUUCUUUCCUUCCUUCCUUCCUUCCUUCCUUCCUUCCUUCCUUCAAAACCACCCCACCCUAUCCCAGAAUGGAUCAACACUUUAAAGGCUGGCAGUAUAGCGUAACAAAAGUUUGCAUGCCCUGGUUCUGUAAAUACUGACACAAACCUGUAUCCGUGGAUCUAGCUUCUUCCAUCCAACAAGCCUUAGGAAGCUUUUUCUGACAGUAGAGAAUAACAUUUGGUAGCCACUUCCAGUAGGGUGGGAGCUGCUUGUGCCUGAAAUAAGCGAUUUAGACAUAAUGAGCAAAACCAUGGUUCAGUAACUGGGAAUCUGCUGUAAGUUUGUAUGGAGCAUAGAUCACUUCCAAGCCAGAAUUAGGGACCUAUCUCAAACCGUAAUAUCUGCGAAUUAUGCUCAGUAACAACCAUAGUUUGUAAAUAGAAAUAUCUAAAUAUAAUUAUCAUGAACCUGGAAGCUGAGGAGGAGCCGUAUUGCUGUUGUUGGCAUCCCUCAGUGGAGUGCACCUCCGGGGGUGAAGUCAAACUGCUACGUUAGCAGUAUGGAGGUCCUGGGCUGCCCAGAUGACAGGACCCCUCUCUUGGCCUCACUGAUGUGGUGUAAAGAAAAGAAAAGCAAUACGUUCUGCAGCAUAUUCCUGGUGUCCUAUCCAUGGUUUGGCUGUGACAUCUAAGCCAGGCCAGUGCACAGCCACAGCUUGUAGGUUUGACACAGGUGACAUAGGUUCAAGUCCCGAAGAAGUUGUUUUUAUUCUAACCAGCCUCUAAGCUUUUAAGAUCAUCACACUUGCCCUCUGUAGGCUGGGGUUUGCUUGGUUCUUUUAUUAUGAGAUGCUGGGAUGCAAAUGUACCAGAAAAAUGUUGGCUCUGUCUCAGGAAGCCCCUGAAGCAGGUACUAUGUGGGUGACUAGUGUGAAUUUAGUGUUAAAAGUUAUCAUUGAUAGGCUUAAUGACGAGCAUAGUUCCCCUCAGUUCCAUAUUCUCUUUUUUUUUUAUUAUAAUUUUUUAAUUGGUUUUUCACAUUUUAUAAAGACAUAACACACACGUAAAAGACAAAGACAAAAAACAUGUAUAAUUUCAGAAAUCUUACUUUCUUAACUUUGGUCCUUGACUUCCCCACCCCCUUCAUACAUCCCAAUUCCCAUAAUUAUGUCAGCAAGUUAUUAUUUUACCUCCUUACCCUGUUAAUAUUACAUCUUUUGUAGAAGAUUAAAUUCUAUCCUAAGUUGGGCUCAGAUUCCCUUCCAUCGAUUUCCCAUUUUUUAUUAAGCAUCAAUCAUAUUGACUAGACCCAAAAAUCGUAAGUGUUUUUAAAAUUCUAUUUUCCCCCUCCCAUCCCCGGUUCGUCCCUUCCCAAGUACAUUUCUACAAUAACAGUUCUUAGCCUGGAUUUCUCACAUCCGAGGCCUUCAAGUCUCUUUCAGUCCCUCUCCGCCGGUUUUGUUGGUAGUCCUUUAUGUUGGUCUUCGGAUCUCGAAGGAGUUCUGUCCCAGUCAAGCCAAAUUUUCUUCCCACAAGAAAACUUAGAGACAACUGCUGCAAAAGUUCCACCAGUCCUUCAUAUUCAGAAUGGAGGCCCCCAUCAUAUUUCUUCUUUCUUUUAAGUUCUUGAAUUCCAAGUACUCCAGGGGCCUCCUCCUUCAUCUUUCGUGAUCUUUUGCAGAUUUGUAAUCCAUGUAAUCCAAGGGUCUUCUUGUUUAUAAUCCACAUGUGUAGGCUUCUGGUUGGUACUUUCCAUCUGUGCUUUCUCCUUUCCUUGUUUAGUCUCCUUCAAUUCUUGAGAUAUCUGUUCCGGUUCAGCUGCAGAUUUUUUCUCAUUCAGAUCCUCAAUACAUUCAGCAGAGCUGCUUAUUCCAGAAGUCAAGGUCGUAAGUUGUUUAUUCAUAGCCAGACUCUGCUCUUGUAAAGUUCCCACAAAGUAACACGUUCUUUCUAUUUCAGCUAGUAAAUUUCCAUCCGCAGCCAUUGUAAUGUCUCAGAAUUCCCCCUAGAGGGAAUCUGGUUACUUAGUAAUCUUUUCCCAACAGUCCUUUGCCUCGUUCUUUGUUUCUUUGUUUCGAACCACUUUAAUUCAAUUGUAUCACAUUUAGUCCAGGGAGAUCUUAAAUAACACGCUUUUUACUUUAAAUUGUCCGUUUGACAGCUUUAACAGCUGUCAAACUCCUUUCCUCUUCAACAGGCUCAAAGGCAGGACGCUCCCGGGCCCGGAAGGGGGUUACACACCACAAGAGAAAACUUCUAACUUCCACUCUUACACUCCAGCUCAAAACUUCUUUUAUCAAAUCGUGAAAGUUAAUGUCUUUUUAACUCACCCCAAAGGGGUAGACUCUCCAACUUAGUUCUCCUGCUAUUGCUUUAAAUCGUCUGCAGAAGGGGGGGGUGCGGACUUCCCUUUAACACAUCCCCCGGUCGUAUCAAAUUCACAGAUAGAUAUUUUAAAGUCCGAAUUCCAAUCUACUCACGGGUUGCUUCUUUCGAGUUCCAAUUUAAGGAAAAAGUCAGUGCUCUUCAGCCAUGGCACACGGCUCCGCUCCGCUGGGGUAGCGGUCUACUCCCAGCACCACGCCGCUUCCGUACUCCUCUCCGUAGCCUUUAAAAAGGCUCUUCGUGGGUCGGGGGCGCUAAGGUGCCCACCGAGUCACCAGGUCCGCAGGCAUCCGCGCCUGCGGUUUUUGAGGGUCUCCGCGUCGCCGUCGCAGCAAGACCCGUCCCCAGCGGAGCCGAUUCCCUCCGGAGCUCGGAGAGAAUCCGCCAUUAGCUGUUCGCACCAACCCGGAAGUCGUCAGUUCCAUAUUCUCACUCCCCUCGAGUUUUUCUUUUAAUAUUACCAUCUCUCUUGCCUUCAGGAACUGAAGCAACUUUUAUUAUAGCUUGUUGGACCCUCUGCCAAACUUCUUACUGGAUUUAGCUUUCUUUCCCCCUUCCUCCUCUUUUAUGGGGAUUUCCUUUUUGUUUGUAUUUUCUGCUGUGGAUAAACAGUGUCUCGUGGGAUAUAUCUUUGGUGUGUCAUGAGAUUAAGUGCAGUAAACUCAUAUGGUUAGCAGUUUGUGGAUUGCUUAAAAAUUACCAAAACAACUCGGAGCAUCCGUGUGAAGCAUGCUGCACUGUGUAAUUUUUCCCUGGGGUAAAAUUUGCAUUGUUAAGUUUAGUGCUUUGAACAGAAAGCAUAUCUUAACACAAAAUUCUGUGUUUUUUUCCAGACAAAUCUUCAAACAGUUUCUAACGAAUAGAGUGUUGAAAGAUCCGAAGCAGAGGCGCUUCUUCAAAUCAAACGACCUCUAUGAACUCUUUACGUUGAGCAGCCCAGAUGGGGCACAAGGGACCGAAACCAGCGCUAUAUUUGCAGGUAUGUCUGAUGAGGAAUUGUAGCAUCUGCACAACAAAACAUGGGAUAGCAACAGCCAGUGAUUUUCUGUGUAAUUCGUUUCAGGCACUGGCUCUGAUGUUCCAACACCCAAAUGGCAGUUAAAGCAUAAAGCUGUGAACUUACCUGAUGCUUCUAAGCGACGGCACCGCCUUGCAGGGCGUACAUCGCCCACAAGCACCAGGCUUCCAGAUUCCUUCUCGGAAAGAGAGCGUGUAAGUUCACCUACUACAGCAGCAGAACCAGAUGAAACAGUCAAGCGCAGCACAGAAGAGUCUCCUUGGAUUUGCAGUCCUCCCAAAAGCAAUGCUCGGAUGACGGCAGCUGCUCCUACAGAUCCAUUGAGCGGAGUGGAAGAGAAACCUUUAGGAUCAGGUGAUGAGGGAGCGCAGUUGGAGAAGAAAGAAGCGCCCGAGAACAUGGGAUGUUUGGAUUCCUUUCCCGUUGGUGAUACAAGCGUAUUUGUUGAAAGUCGGCGUGAUCUCGUACAUGAGAAAAAUAGCCAUUGCCAGGCGCAGGAUGGGAAUGAGGAACCGGAGAAUAAUUGCAGCAAGCACACCUCAAAAACGAAACAUCACAAGCACAGGCCACGGAAGCGGGAACGUUCUCGGGAUGCCAGAUUUGAGGGUCAGCGGAUUCCUCACCUUGUGAAGCAGAGAAAGUACCGAAAGGAGGACAGCGAGGAAGGGAAGCAUCCCAAGAAAGUCGAGGAUUAUGUUUUGGAGAAGCUUUUCAAAAAAUCAGGUAACUCUCUCCUUGUGCAGUAUUUAGCCUGGCACAAGCCCAGAAGGCCCAUUGCGGAUGGCAGCGUGUGCCACCUCUGCUAAAACAUCUGCACUGCCAGAUGUUACCAGCGAGGUUCGAGGUUCUUGUAUUUGUAUAUAGACAAAGCCCUGAACAACGUGGGCCCAGGAUACUUUAAGAACCCACUGAGAUUAGAAGUCACCCCAGAACUGGCCCUACUAAACAUCUUCCAAGACAAUAAUGCCCACUCACAACACAAAGAACUCAUAAUCCACCUACUUUCAGCAUCCAGAAGCAUCAUAGCCAGACACUGGAACGACCUGUCAGGAGUAAGCAUGGACCAAUGGUAUCAAAUAGUAUGGGAAACAGCCUUAUUAGAAAAACUAAUCAACAAACUGAAACUGACAUGGGGACCUAGUAUGGUUACCCUUUAUCACAUACACAGCCCAACAAGACAACAAGAAUCCGCCAACAGCAUACAAAUCAAUCUGGCUAACCUGAUCCAAACACACACACUCACACACAAAAACAAAUUCCACUGCAGCCAAUCAACACUACCUCUCAGAUAUUCAUUAUCUGUUAAUUAGAUGCUUUGGAUCAAGGCUGGCGUGGUAAUUACUAGGAUGUUAUUUCAUCUACCCUCUCUUACAUAUUUAUCACCCCAUGACAAAUAGUCUAGGUAGAAAUCAUUUGGUAAUAUUUGGGGAGUUUCAGGGACCUUCCAUGCUAGGCUAGGGUCACUGAGCAAAAGUUUUUCUUCCCGUAAAAGAGAUACGGGAAAUCUUCAGCAAAGUUGUUUAGUUGUUGUACUUAUCUCUUCUGUUUUGUUAAUCGUGGUAUUGUAGAGUGCUAAUCUUUAGCACUUAGAGCUGUUGUUUUAGAUUGAAAAAUGUCUCAAGGAUUACUGUAAGCUUAGUCCUGUGGCUGCACCAGAAAGAAAUUCAUGGGAGUGCACAGAAGGGGCAAAGUAUAUUUCUAAGUGGGCUAAAGAGAGAAAUUGCAGCAUAUGUUAAUGACAGAGGUUCAGAAAUGGGGGGCAAAUGGUGGGGCAAGAGCUCCUUGUUUGUUUGUUUCCCCCCCAAAAAAAAUUUAUUAGUUUUCACAAUAUUAUAAACAAACAAACACACAAGACAAACAUAAAUCAUAGCCUUAUUGAAAAUUACACUUAUUGACUUUGUUAGGUGACUUCCUCGCUUCCCCUUGAUUGAAUUUCAUUGCAUGUCCUUUUAACGGUUUUCCAAAUCCCAAUUCUUAUGAAAUUUAGCUUAAACAUUUACAUCUUUAAAUCUUCACCUUAUGCAAUUAAACAUAUUAAUUCAUCACUUAACAUAAAUAAAAUCCUAAGCCAAUUAAGUAUCUGCAAGCUAUUUUCAGUUAAUUUAACUUAAGAAAUGUAACUAGAUAAUCAUUAAAUUUAUUCCACUCUUCCUGAUACUCCUCCUCCUUCUGGUCGCGGACUCUUCCGGUUAGGUCGGCUAGUUCUGAAAAAUCCAUCAUCUUCAUCUGCCAUUCUUCUAUUGUUGGUAAUUCUUUGGUUUUCCACUUUUUAGCUAACAAAAUACAAGCAGCAGUUGUAGCAUACAAAAAUAAUUUAACAUCUUUCUUGGGCAAUUCCAAACCUGUUAUUCCAAGAAGAAAGGCGUCUGGUUUCUUUAUAAAUGUGUAUUUCAACAUUUUUUUCAAUUCAUUAUAAAUCUUUUCCCUUGUUUGGGGGGCUUGCUCCCUGCCCCCCUGGCACCACCUAUGCCUAAGCCCCUCCAUUGGUCUUGCAAAAUGUGCUUUCUGUUUUUUAAAGCAAGCCAUGUUCCUCCUUUCUCCCAGGAAUACACAGUGUAAUGAAGCACGAUGCCAUUAUGGAAGCCUCCAGUCCGGAUUACGUGCUGGUGGAAGCAGAAGCCAAUCGUGUUGCUCAGGAUGCACUCAGAGUGCUGAAGAUCUCUCGGCAGCGAUACCAGGGAGCCACUUCUGCUGGUUUUCCAGCAAGAACAAAGUAAUGUCUAUGGCGCCACUUUCAGAUUCAUUGACUUUUACUCGUUUGUAUAUUUGAAGUACAUGGGAUGUGGGUGGCGCUGUGGGUUAAACCACAGAGCCUAGGACUUGCCGAUCAGAAGGUCAGCGGUUCGAAUCCCCGCGACGGGGUGAGCUCCCGUUGCUCGGUCCCUGCUCCUGCCAACCUAGCAGUUCGAAAGCAUGUCAAAGUUCAAGUAGAUAAAUAGGUACCGGUUUGGCGGGAAGGUAAACGGCGUUUCCGUGCGCUGCUCUGGUUCGCCAGAAGCGGCUGAGUCAUGCUGGCCACAUGACCCGGAAGCUGUACGCCAGCUCCCUAGGUCAAUAAAACGAGAUGAGCACCGCAACCCCAGAAUUGGUCACGACUGGACCUAAUGGUCAGGGGUCCCUUUACCUUUACCUUUAUAUUUGAAGUACAGUCGCAUCUUGGAAGCCGAACACCUUGGGAGUCAAACAUUUUGGCUCCCAAACGCCGCAAACCCUGAAGUGAGUGUUCCGGUUUGCGAACAUUCUUUGGAAGCCAAAUGUCUGGCGCAGCUUCCGAUUGCAUGCAGGAAGCUCCUGCAGUCAACUGGAAGCUGCGCCUUGGUUGUCGAAUGUUUUCAGAAGUCGAACUGACUUCCGGAACGGAUUCCGUUCGACAGCCAAGAUACGACUGUAUACUUCCGGUACCAUUACACCAAGAGGAGAAAGGUAAAUGGGCCAUCAAAUUUUAAACUCAUUUUACUGCCUGGAUUCUCUGCUUCAGCCCUCAUAAUCUCCCACAGAGCAGCAUGGAGCUGGGCUUGUGCCUAAGAGGAACAGUUGCAAGGUGCUCUGAAGCUGUCCUGAGCUGAGCUGUUUUGCAGCCUAUUUGAUAAUAAUAAUAAUAGGGACGUGGGUGGCGCUGUGGGUUAAACCACAGAGCCUAGGAUUUGCCGUUCAGAAGGUCGGCGGUUUGAAUCCCUGCGACAGGGUGAGCUCCCGUUGCUCGGUCCCUGCUCCUGCCAACCUAGCAGUUCGAAAACACGUCAAAGUGCAAGCAGAUAAAUAGGUACUGCUCUGGCGGGAAGGUAAACUGUGUUUCCGUGCACUGCUCUGGUUCGCCAGAAGCGACUUAGUCAUGCUGGCCACAUGACCCGGAAGCUGUACUCCGGCUCCCUUGCCCAAUAAAGCGAGAUGAGCGCCGCAACCCCAGAGUCGGCCACGACUGGACCUAAUGGUCAGGGGUCCCUUUACCUUUACCUAAUAAUAAUACCCCACCCAUCUGUCUAGGUUGCCCCAGCCACUCCUGGCAGCUUAUAGCAUAUAUUAAAACAUAAAAUCAAACAUUAAAAACUUCCCGAAACAGGGCUACCUUCAGAUGUCUUCUAAAAGUUGUAUAGUUCUUUAUCUCCUUUUCAUCUGGAGGGAGGGCGUAUCACAGGGAGGCUGCCACUGCCGAGAAGGCCCUCUGCCUGGUUCCUUGUAACUUCACUUCUUGCAAUGAGGGGAACAGCAGAAGACCCUCGGGAGGAGGACCUGAGUGUCCAGGUUUAGCGAUGGGGGUGGAGACGCUCCUUCAGGUAUACUGAGCGCUUUGUCUGGCUGAAAUGUGUCCUUGAACUAGGAUAAUGCCUCUUGAUUGUCGGGGUGUGUGUGGAAAGAUGGCUAUAGGUUUGUGGAAACCUCUGGCCUUCACAUGGCUGGAAUGUAACCUACUGUACAAAGUAAAAGUCACAUCUUCCAGCUGUAUUCACUUUUGCCUCUGGCUUCACCCACCAUGAGCAUGCGGUCCCCAGAAAGUUAUUCGCAGGUGGAAAAAGGUCUCUGCAUUCCCUUGCAGUUAUCUAUCUUAUCACAGGUAUACAUUUGCAAAGAAAUUGUGUGCAAUUCUUUGGUAUGUUUCAGAAGCAGAUUUGGUCAGAAGAGGAACCCAACCUUGGUGACAGAGUCUAUCUCCUCCCCAUCUCCAGGAAAGAAAUGCAAGGUAUUUCAUAAGCACUUCAUAUGACAAGCCUACAACAUCAUUCCACAGCUUGAAAGCUCCCAGCAGAGAUCAUCAUUUGCAUGUUGACUGGUCAAUCUAGCUGAGUUAAACUUAAAAACAGGAGCAUUAUUCCUUCCUUGCAGUUGUGCAGCUGGGGCUGAGAUUGAGACAAGUAAAAAUGCAGUUUUAUGGCAAACUAAGUGCAAAAGAAGCCAUGCCUGUGUUAUAUAAUCCAUUGAAGCUAUCAAAAUGUAGACAAAUAUCACCCUUUGCAAAGUGAUUGCCACUUUAAUGUGAUGUCGUUUGAUAUAUUUGUCAGUGUUCAGUGCUAACACUUGCGCUAACAAAACACAUCUGUUACUGUUCAGUUUAAAAAAACCAUAGCUUUCCAGUGAAGCACAGAAUAUGUAAUUUGAUAUUCCAGAGAGAUGAUAAAAUAUGCUACAAAUAAUUAUUAUAAAUUACAUUCAUUAUACAGCAAUGUAAUGAUGUGUACAUGUACACGCGCGUACACACACACACAAUUUCUGUGUAUAUAUGGAAAUAAUAAGGAAAUUAGAAUUGUGUGUUUUCAAAUCACAAUUGGCUGGAUCCAGAUUAGCCAUUGUGCAGACAGAAGGCACCAUAAGUGUUCAAACUUGUACAAAUGAAAAGCUACCCAAAACCUUCUCACAAAAGCAUCUUGUGUGUCUGUAAUUUCAACCGGUUCCCAUUGCAUUGGCAAAUUAUCAUCACCUCCUUUGCCGUUUUGAAAAUGCUUUCCUAAAUAUAUAUUUUGUCUAGAUUUUUGAUAGGUCCAAUAUGACUUGAAUUGAUAGUGUAAAACAGGACUGGUGUGACACUGGCCUUUCCGCUACUUGAUCACUAAGCUAUAAAGCCACAGAGAUUUUGUGACCAAGGAAAGAUGAACCUGUAAACUUCUGGGCUCACACUUCCUUGGCAGUUCGCCAUCUACAGAAGAUUUUUGUUGUUCUUCUUGCUAUAAACUGCUGUUUUUCACAAGGGGACGAGGUUCUGUGUCUAUGAGAGCUUCCUUCAGUAUUUUCCCAUUUCUGUUUGCAGGAUCUAGAGAAAAGGAGAGAAGAGAAUAAAAGCAGAAAUAUUUCUCCCGCUCACUUUGAUGGAAGGGUGGAAGCAGGAGAGUCUUCUUCAAACGCUAUGGACUCAUCAUCUCUACUAGCUAAAAUGAGGGAAAGAAACCAUCUGACUGUACCCCAGACAGCUGACAGUCAAACGGAGGAGAAUCUUCCCCAGGUAGCAGCUGCACCCUCUGUAGCUACAGAACAUCAGGAGUUACUGAUGGACGUCCGGAACUUCUUGGCUUUCCAGGCCCGGGUGCCUGGUCAAGCCAGCACUCAGGAAAUACUGCAGGAGUUUGAAUCAAAACUGACAGUGGAACAGUCCUCGGUCUUUCGAGAGCUCCUGAGAAACCUCUGCACUUUUUAUAGGAGGCCAAGCGGGGAAGGACUCUGGAACUUAAAACCAGAGUUUACCUGACAUAUUAUUGCUGGGUGUAUGCUGUCCAUCCGACACUUUUUGCAGUCAGCUUUUAAAGUGAUGCUGUGCUCAUCCUAUGUAGUGAGCUGGUUGGUGCCUGGUGCUCUGCUUUCAAUACCUUUAUAUACUGUUUCACACACGAAAUGCCGUCUACCUCGAAAGGCAUCACUAGCAGCCCAGUGGUUUUUUUGCAAAAGAACACGACUGGGACUCAAAAUACUUGAUUUAUAACUGGAUUUCCAUUCCGCUUUCUGAUAACCUACGCCAUAAAAAUCAGAAAGCACAAGCUGUUGGUUCGAAUGUGUAUUGCACGUGAUGACAUCUUAGGUGGGUACCAGGUGCGUAAUCACAGUGAUGAACAAUGUUAAGAAUAAUUGCAUUUGAUCCUGAGAUAUAUAUGCACUGUAUACUCUUCGGAAGUGAUCUGUAUAUGAUAACUUCUUCUACUGCCAGAUUUUAACUGGUCUAGAUCUGGGACUCAGCAUCCUAUUUGGGUGUUAGCAAUGAUGGAGGGGCAGGUCUCCCUCUAUAUCAGAAGUUCUCACACACUCGGUUAGGGGUUUCUUGGUGUUAUUCAGUGUGGUGUAGUGGUUAAGAGCGGUAGUCUCGUAAUCUGGGGAACCGGGUUCGCGUCUCCGCUCCUCCACAUGCAGCUGCUGGGUGACCUUGGGCCAGUCACACUUCUCUGAAGUCUCUCAGCUCCACUCACCUCACAGAGUGUUUGUUGUGGGGGAGGAAGGGAAAGGAGAAUGUUAGCCGCUUUGAGAGUCCUUAAAGGGAGUGAAAGGCGGGAUAUCAAAUCCAAACUCUUCUUCUUAUUAUUAUUCAUUCGACUGCCUAUCUUGCUGCAGUGACUGGAAGCCAUAGGCUUGGCUAGAGAAAAGUCAUGAUUCUCUCUUUGGUUACUAAAUGAAUAUGAUUGAGACAAGCUUGUACAGGGUGCCUCAUCCAACACCACCUUUUUCUUUUUUGGGGUAUGUUUCUAUUGGGAACUUGGGCAUUUGUUACUCCAAGAGUUAUGGGCAGUUGAUAAUAAGUGCAACCUGAAGCACAGUACGCCAGAAAAAGGUUUUUUAAAAGUUUAGUGAUUUAUUGUUUGCCCUGCAAUAAGGCAACCUUAGUAACUGACGGUCUUCAUCAAUUCCUUUGAGUAAAGAAUGGGCAUGAUUCCUGGUGUUGGUGGCAAUGCGUGUGGUCGGUCUGAUGUUAUUACUCUCUCAGUUGCGGAAUUCUGGCAAUAAGAGAAAUAAACCACGGAAGAUCCUGAGACAAGAACAUGGACAAUUCAUUUUGUUGGGAUUUUUGUGCUUAGCGGUACUCCGUUGAUUGAGAUAUGUCAACACUGGCUUUUGUAUGCAGAAAAACAAAAUAUCAAAAAUAUUUUGUGUGCCAAAAAUAUCAAGAUCUACCAUAUACUCCACUAACACUGAAGCAGUUGGUAACAAUAACCACUUCUACAAUCAUGUAGCUCUUUAGUUACAACUUGUGAUAAAAUAAGUUGCACCUACAACAAAUAAAUCUACUUUAUAAGUCACUGUCCUGUUCAUCAUUCAGCUAAAAGAUCACCUUGAAUUUGAUGGUUAUCUAUCCAUUUUGGUGAAAUAUACAUCUGAUAGUGUCUGUCUCUGAGCUUUAUGCAAGGUUCAGUUAAAGACUCAAUGAGCUUAUCUCCUGCUCCCACCCUACUUUUCCUUCACAGCAAUGUAAUUUUUUAAAAAAAUCAUACACUGCCCUUCAGUAUUUCCAUUUUAAGGACAGUUAUCCAUAUGCAUGGAUAAAAUCAACAGCAACAGUAACGUUACACAGUCACCAACUAUAUUACCCAAAUUUCACCAAUGACUUCAUAGGUGGAAGACGAGAGCAUUCUUCAAAUACCUGAAGGCUGUCGCACAGAAGAGGGCAAAGAUUUGUUCUCAACUGCACCCAAGGAGAGAACUAGAUCGAAUGGUUUAAGUUAUAGGAGGGCAGGUAUCAGUUGAAUCUUCAGAUAAAUAUUGAUGAUUAAGAGCAGUUCAACAAUGGAAACAAUUGCCUAGCCCUUGAGGGUGAUGUGUUCUCCAUUGCAGGAAGUCUUGAAGUAGAACCAUCAGUUGAGAGCGCUUUAUUUCUGGAUUUUCUACUUCAAGCACUUGGGGGUCAGGUUAGAUUAGAACGGAAUCUAAAGGGCUGAAUCACCCUAAACCAGGUGCCCUCCUCACCAGUCACCUUCUUCUCCCUGCCAAAUUAAAAGGUGCUCUACAGCCUUUUGGAUUUCAAGUAUAAGACAUCUAGUUCCAUUAUGAUUUAAGAGGAAUCCAUGUGUUUCACUUUGUUCCAAAAUGUUCCCCCGUAGUUAUCAUACCAAAGCCCUUCCUCCAAACACCAUGAUUGCAGAUUUUCUUGUUAAAGCAGCCCUACACAUGGGGGAAAAAGGAUUUCCAAAAACACUUGGAUACCUUUCAUUUCAGCAACCUACAUGGCAACCCGAACUGGGCUUCCAAUACUCCUUCACUUCAUUUGCCCACUGUUAUAUAGAGAGGCCACUGAUUCUAGCACUCUUGGAUCUACCUAGACCUCUUGUGAUGUCAGCAGUCUUCUCACCAGGCAAGUAGCUCAUCAUUCAGUGAGCACACUUAAACCUUAUUUUUUAUUUCUUUCUUUCUUUCUUUCUUUAUUGAAUAGAUUUAUAUAAUAAUAAUAAUAAUAGGCUGGGCUCAGGGCGGCUAACAAGCAAGAAUAAAAACAAGUUGAAUUAAUACAACUUAAAAACAAGAUUAAAAUACAAAAUUAAAAUACUGAAACAUUAAAAUAUUAAAAUGACAGCCUCAACACAGGAGGAGAAAGAAAGAGGGGGAGGGAAUCAAAUUGGCUCCAAGCCAAAGGCCAGGCAGAACAACUCUGUCUUACAGGCCCUGCAGAAAGAAAUCAGAUCCUGUAGGGCCCUGGUCUCAUGAGGCAGAGCGUUCCACCAGGCCGGAGCCAGAGUUGAAAAGGCCCUGGCUCUGGUUGAAGCUAAUCUAACUUCCUUAGGGCCCGGGACCACUAGGGUGUUGCUAUUUAUGGACCUUAAGGUCCUCCGUGGGGCAUACCGGGAGAGGCGGUCCCAUAGGUACCAGGGUCCUAGGCCGUGAAGGGCUUUAAAGGUCAAAACCAGCACCUUAAAUCUGACCCUGUACUCUACGCAUAUCAUGCCUUUUUU
This is a messenger RNA of Podarcis lilfordi (Lilford's wall lizard), 55879 nucleotides long. Lineage: Eukaryota; Metazoa; Chordata; Lepidosauria; Squamata; Lacertidae. The record is from the annotation of a GenBank genome assembly.